AUGGCGUUGGCGGUAAACCGCUCCGCUGUGGUCUCCAAAGCCAUUCUGAUUAUUACUGCCUUGUUUCUGCCUUGAUGCCAACUCCAGGAAAACACAUGAAUCUGCUUCCUAUUUAGAACUGGAAUGCAAUAACAAAACAAUCCCAUAAGAUUAUUUUAGAAUAUCUAGCUAAAAAUAUUUCCAAGGGAGAGAAAGCAGCCAUUGUGGCAUGGACCACUAACCCACUCUUCUCAAUGGGGUUUUCAGCAACUCAGAGCCUCCUGAGCUCCAGGAAUCAGCAGGAGGAAACCUCCCUUAAAGCAACAGAAUUGGACAACAUAUAGAUUAGGAGUAGUCAGUCCUCUUACUGUGGAGGCUUGUUGUAAGGAUAAGAUGGGGGGGAGAGAUAUUUAGCUUCUUGGGGAAAGGGUGAGAUAUCAAUGAAGAAAAUAAAGCAGCAAGUCAUUUCAGUUAUACUAAGCUAGCAGCAGUUAAAAUUCAUUACGAAAUGCAGUCUGAGUCAUGAAAACACAAUGGGAAGAAUUCAGCGUCACACGCUUCUAAUCACUUCAUCAGCAAACUUGCCAGAUGGAGCAAUCCCGACUCUUUUCCCCAAUGCACUAUUCAGAAUGCUCUCCCAACACUCUCCAGAGACAAUUUUAGGGGCACUUGGGGGAGGAAAAGGUGGAAAGCCCUACUGUGCAAGCAGAAGUCCUUGAACAAGGCUUCUGCUGAUGGGACUAGAUUAAUCCUAGUCCCUAGAUUAAUCCUAACUAGAUUAAUCCUAACCAAUAUCAAUUGAUAUCAUUUGUUUGCAUAUAUACACAUAUGCAACCUGGCAACUUUAUAUGAUCCAUAUUUGUUUUCUCAUACUCCCUAUAAAAGCAUCCAGACAGUUCCCAGAUGUUAUCAUUUGUUGACGUCAGGUGUUGACAAUAUGUUGAUCUCCAGACGUUUUGAAGUACAAGUCCCACAAUUCGUCAUCGUUGGCUAUGCUGGCUGGGACUGAUGCAAGUUAUAGUCCACAACAUCUAGAGAGCUCCACAUUGGCUACCCUUGCCUUAUAGGUGAUAGGUGGACCAAAUGGCUGUAAGCGUAAAUACAUCACUCCAUUUCUCUGACCAUUCCUGAAGUCUUACUCAUUUACCUGUGGAAUGCCGUGGCAUAAUAAUAGAGGUGACCUGUGACUUGUCAGCUGUACUUUGUUCUUUUUACCAGUACUCUUAAAGGUAAAGGUAAAGGGACCCCUGACCAUUAGGUCCAGUCGUGGCCGACUCUGGGGUUGCAGAGCUCAUCUCACUUUAUUGGCUGAGGGAGCCAGCGUACAGCUUCUGGGUCAUGUGGCCAGCAUGACUAAGCCGCUUCUGGCGAACCAGAGCAGCGCACGGAAUCGCCGUUUACUUUCCCGCUGGAGCGGUACCUAUUUAUCUACUUGCACUUUGAUGUGCUUUCAAACUGCUAGGUUGGCAGGAGCAGGAACUGAGCAACGGGAGCUCACCCCGUCACAGGUAUUCGAACCGCCGACCUUCCGAUCGACAAGUCCUAGGCUCUGUGGUUUAACCCACAGUGCCACCCGCAUCCCUACCAGUUCUCUUAAGAUCCACCAAACAGAGCCAGGUGCAAAGGAAUAUUUGUUAGAAUUAAAGAACUUUUAGCACAUUCAGAACCUAUAAUUUUAUUUUAGUAUGCAAACUGAAAUGAGCUCACAGAACUUCUACACAAAAGCCUGCUCCUGGUUAGCUUUCUUCAUUUAGGUGAUAAUAAGUCAGUUUGUUGCUGCUGUUAAACAAAUGGGAAUCCAAAAUCCUCACCGAUCUACAGCAAAUUACCCAAGGAUCUACUCUGACAAGGGCAGCAAAAAUGGUGACCUGAGUCACUGUAGGAUUCCAAUCAGCCACAGCUACCACAGACAAUGGUUAAGGAUGAUGGGGGUCGUAGUCCAAUAACAACUGGAAGGCAUCCAAUUGGCUAUCCUUGUUCUAGUAGAUCCUGAUCUACCUUCUGCCUACCCCUGCAUUAAUCUAAAGGAAAAUGGCUUGGCUAUUGGCUUCACUACACAACAAGGUUCAGAUCAUGCAAGUUCUUCUACUGUUAUAAGCCAUAUGUUAAGUUGGCCUAAAAUCCUCAGCUUUAUUUUAUAUGCAAGGCACAGAACCUCAGGCAUGAAAUUAUUUGCCCUAUAUUAAAUGCUCUUUUUCAUUUUAAAGUGAAAGGCUUAUGGCAGAACCCUCAGCCCAUGCUUUCAGAAGGAUGUGCUUGGCUUUCCUGCUUCAGGAAAGCAGCACUUUCAGAUAAAGCAAUAGCCUUGGGGUAUUAGUGCAAAACACUGAGACAUCUGAUCCAAACAAACAACACAUCUGUCUUCUAGUUAAACACUAUGGAAUGAUGAUCAGCUGGAUACUUAUCUUGUUCCCCCUGUUUGGAAGUGGUUUUGUUUUGGGGAGAUACUAAAGUUGAGAUAACAUCAUGUCCAGUUGCCUUUGAAGAAAGAGAAAAUAUGAAAAAGUUGGAAAUGUCUUCUGUAUUAAAACUACAAUAAAUAAAACUGCGGUGCUCGGAACAACCAUACUAUCUGGGGAAGUGAAGAACUAGGUCAAUACGACCAGGCAGCUAUAGGUCCAGUCGAGAAGGUAACAGAAUGCCAUUUAUCCUUAAAGUUCUCAACCAAAGCAUCUCCAGCACAUCAUCAAGGGUCCAUAGCCCAUCCGCAAAGAUGAUCCUUCUAGAGAAGGGAGGGGGAACCUGUGGUGCUCCAAACGAUGUUGGACUACAACUCCCAUAAUCCCUGGCCAUUGGCUUUGUUGGCUGGAGCUGAUGGGAGUUGGAGUCCAACAGCAUCUAGAGGGCUGCAAGUUCCAGAUCCUUGUUCUGGAGGAAGGUAUGUUUUACCACUAGCUUGGAUUCCAGCUUGGUCCUCAUAUUUGCUUUGGCAAUAUUAUCACAGAACCAAACAAUAUCUGGUCUUUUUUCACCUGCACACACAUAUGUAGGCUGAACAGAAUAUGCAACCAAAUAAAUAAACAUGAAUCAGGCAUUUAAAAUGCUGAUACUUAGGAACCAGCAUGGGAUUGUAUUAAUUGCCCAGAUUCUUGAGUAGCAAGCCAACCAGCGCCCGGCUGCUUCCUGCAAGGCCCUUUCCACCUGGCCUAGGGGGCGGGACCCAGACUCACCUAGACCUACUAAUGAGGCACCUGGUGAGACCAGAGGGACAUCACUAUGCCUGACAAUAAAUCCUAAUUAUUGGUUUCUUUUGCCCCAUCUUUUUGUGCCUGCCAAACAGCCAUGUCAUGCUUAUGAUGAUAUUUUAUUCUCUUGUUAAUUAUGCUGUUUUAAAUGUGCAUUUUAUAUUUGACUUCACUUAGCAAUUUUUUUUUUGAAAUAUUUAAGAUUUUUUGUGUUAACUUUUUUGUGUUAAAUGUGUAUUUGAAACCUUUAAGAUAAUAUUUUAGUUUCUUGUUGAUUAUGUUGCUUUGACUGUAUUUUAUAUUUGUCUUUCUUCAGAAAUGUUUGAUUCCGGAUUGUUUUAUUGAUGUUUUAAUAUGCUGUAAACCGUUUUGAGAUUUUUCUUAGAAAUAUAAAGCGGUAUAGAAACGGGGGUGGGGGGAGACCAACCAUUCUCUGCAACCUGUCCCACCGUGAUAGAUUGUAAGGUAUGCUACCAGGAAUUUGAUCUUCUUACACCUAUUCAUUGCCAUUGUCUGCUGGUCAGUGGCAAGCCACCUUUCAUUGUACGCAUUUAAUUGGAUUCUGUAUUCAUUUGCAAUUCACAAUGUAUAGCAACACAUGAUCAUUCGAUCUUUGCACCCCGGAGGCACAUAUGCUAAAGACAGCCCUGUCUACAUUGUAGGCUCAUGUUUUAUAUAUGCGUAAAUACAGUGGUGCCACAGAUGAAGGGCGGCACACAAAUUUAAUGAAUACAGUGGUGCCCCGCAAGACGAAUGCCUCGCAAGACGAAAAACUCGCUAGACGAAAGAGUUUUCCGUUUUUUGAGUUGUUCUGCAAGACGAAUUUCCCUAUGGGCUUGCUUCGCAAGACGAAACGUUUUGCGAGUUCUUGCGAGUUUGUUUCCUUUUUCUUAAAGCCGCUAAGCUGUUAAUAGCCGCUAAGCCGCUAAGCCGCUAAUAGCUGUGCUUCGCAAGACGAAAAAGCCGCAAAACGAAGAGACUCGCGGAACGGAUUAAUUUCAUCUUGCGAGGCACCACUGUAAACCACAGUCUCCGCUGCCCCUCAUUCUGAAGGAAACAAGAACUCUGGAACUCCUGGAAUCUCUCACUGCUCAGAGAUUGGGGUGGCAUGCAACAAUAUAAUUACAGUCAGUCAGUUUGCUGUGUUUUAGCAAACAGCCAUUAUACACAUGAAAAUAGUAGUAGUAGUAGUAGUAGUAGUAGUAGUAAUAGUGACUUACAUUUGUACUCCUUAACCUUUAAAUGAUAAAUCCUUUCCCAUACCCGCUUUAAGUUUUAUGUAGAGCCUUAGAAAGAAAUUUAGAUAUUUACUUCUCUACAUCAGACAGCAAAAUACGAGUCUUUGCAAGAGAUUAUCUUCUUUUCUGCAAUCUUAACAAUGGUUGAAUAUCAUUGUUUCUAAGAUCAUUAUAAAUAAGUGGACACUUCCCUGAUGAAUGAAGGAGGGCAAGGCUGAGGUUAACCCAACUCUUUGAAAGCAAUCUGCCAACAUAAUAACUUGCCAAUAGGCAUGUGUAGAACACAAACUGAAGACCCACUGCUGAACAACUUGAUGUGACAAUCCUUAGAAAGCUAACUGUGGGAUUCACUCUCAACACCUCUGGAACUUGACUCAAUUUUCAAUAGUUACCCUAAUAUCGAAAACAAUUUUUGGGGGGGGGGGGGACACACAAGGUGGGUGGUAUAAGAAAAAUAGUUCUCAUCGAUGCUAUCUCUUUUUCUGUCUUAAUUGUAACCCCAUUAAUAUAUAAUUAGCCCAUCAUUUAUGUUUUUAUUAAGGCAGGAUUGUACCUUGUUUGUUUCUAAAUCCCCUUGGAGAAUUUCAAUUAACUCUUCCUUUGUGCAGCUAAGUGAGCUCUGAUUAAACAUGCAUUAGCAUACAAAUGGAAAGUUCACCCCAGGAGAACAACAUCAAGCCCAGAUCAUGGCUUGUAGCUAACAGCUUAAGUCUGAAAGGCCAAAUUAAAAACCCUAAAUACGACAACUAAUGCAAUUUUGAGGGAAGCGAGGUUGGUUCUGACUUGUCCCGGUCUCUAAUACGGGUGAUUCAUUCACUUUACCUCCCUAGAAGUUUCUUUUCAGUCACUGGUUCCAAUUCUGAAGCAGAUUUUUGCCAGUAUGUAAACAGAACUCCCCUAUUUUCAGAUUGUGGUUCUUCUUUAACUCCUUCUGCUCCUGAAUCAAUUGUCCUCCCAUUCCACCACCCCUCUGCUUUUUUUCCUCCCUCAUUGAAUUCAUCCAGACUCUCAUGUGAGCCUUUGCGUUGUUCUGCACCCGAUGAUGUAAGCUUCUCAAUUUUUAAUUCUCCAUUUAAGACGUCUCCUUGUCUGGGUGGCUUCCAAAUGUAAUGAUUCAGCAGCGUUAAUGGAAAUUGCGUUGUGAUGAAAAUGGUUUUGGAAAAACAAAGAUGCCAACACCAAAAAACCACCAGUCAAUAUUAUCUGUGUCUACCCUUCUGGAAGUAAUUCAAAGGCUCAUUCAUUCAAGAGAGCCACUUGGCACAAAUCCCAGGAUUAUCAAGAUACGGAUGGCAAACCAUUAACACACUAUAUACUGUUAUGCACUUUGCUAAAGAGCAUCCUGGUCUGCAGAUCAAUGCAGAACAAAAGGUGGAAGGGUGUAGGUUGGAGGGUGGCUCCUAAGAUCUUUGAGCCUCCUAAGAGAUUUUGGUACUAUCCCCCAGUUUUAAGUAGAGGAGCAGGACUUAGGUGGCAUCCUGUUUCUAGACAUGUGUGUCAGGGAUAGGAAACCUCAGGCCCAGUGGCCAAUGUGGCCCUCCAGUUCUCUUGGUCUGGCCCUUUUGGACUCUGCCCAGGUCUUCUUGGGACUCUGCCCUCCGUCAUCACUUUUGCCUGACUGGAACAUGACCUUGAACUCCGAUAAUGCGUGUAUGGUAUGUGUAGAAACCAGUUUACUGCACAAAGACGAAAUGUACAUUUGUUGCUCCAUCCACUUUUGCAUGUGGCCCCUGGAAGUUUAUCCAGAAGGGAAUUCGGCCCUCAGGCUGCAAACAGUCCCCGACCCUUUUCCUAAACAUUUCUCUCACAAGGAUGAAAUGUCAACCAACCACCACAGAGUAAGCCUGGAGAGGAGAUAUGAUAGCCAUCUUCAAAUAUCUCAAGCUCUGCUCCAUGGAAGAUGAAGCAAGCUUGUUUUCUCCUGCUCCGAAAAGUAAGACCCAAACCAAUGGCUUCAGUUUAUGAGAAAGGAAAUUCCAACUAUGAGAAAGGAAUAACUUUCUGACAAUAAGAGCUGUUCGACAGUGGGGUGGACUUCCUCAGAAGGUGGUGGACUCUCCUUCAUUGGAGGUUAAGCAAGGUGGGAUGGCCAUCUGUCAAGGAUGCUUUAGUUGAGAUUCCUGCAUUGCAGAGGGAGGGUUGGACUAGAUUGGACUUGGGGUAGUUUCCAACUCUAUGAUUCUAAUAGCUAGCAAUCUGCCCGCCCAACAAAGCCAUAGCCAGCUGGCAAUUCUAGCAAUGUUGAAGAGCAGUCUUGGGUCUUGCCAUAAAUCUUCCUUCCCCACUACUACACCAGAAUCUCUUUGUUUCUGCCCUCUCCAGAAACAAUGAAACGCCAGCUUCUGCCUGACACCCAGCCUAUAAAGAAUUCAGCUCCAGCCACGGGCUUAACUUGAGUCUUGACAUUCAAGUUUUCAAAAGAGAAGGGAAAAGGAACAAGGGGGGAGAUUUGGAACUUGGCAGGCAAAUGGUGUGUGUGUGUUUUUUAAAUGCAGCCUUGCAGACUCCCAAAAUACAUGCUGAAUUCUCAAAAUAUGCUGAAGCAGGAACUUUGGUUUCUUAUAAAAUUAGAAUGUAUUAUUUUCCCGUUGCUGGAAUUGAACUAUCUAUCCAGGAUGUCAAGGCAUUCCAUUUUCUUUCGCUUUCUUUCUUUUUUUAAGAAAAGAAAACCUCUGAAUCCUGGUGUUCACAGUAGGAGUUGCAUAUUAUGGCAGUGUUGUUGCAAGUCUUGCUCCAAAGGAGAGAAAUGUUUUUGCAGGGUCAGCUUCCAAGUCAUCAUUAAUGUUUACAGUUUCAAUAGCAGCCAGCAUUGCUAUAGUAACCCUUAAAGGCACAUUCCUCCAAAAGACCAGUUUGGAAGAGAAACAAAUCCUUGUAAUCCCCCUCUGCCCCCCACCCUGCUGCCGCUGCAACUCAAAAUUCCUAACAUGGCAAUUAUCAAAUGCACACUCUUUUGUUGUUUUCUUUUGUUUUUUACAGAUAGGUCCAGAACAAAAUGGGUGUCUUGCUCCAAGAGUGCAUCAGUUGUAUGGAGCUUUGCAAAACGGUGUGUUAUGGAGCUAAUGGAACUAUGGAAUGGGGGAGAAAUUGAAUUCCGAUCACAUUUAAAAGGCGAACCAACCCAAUUUGCACUUUCUGAAAUAAUACACAAAGCAAAACACAGCCGUCCAAUGAAAAUUUGCACCAUUUCCCUACCCCUAAAUGGAACCCAAGGAUGCAGAUGGCGCUGUGGUCUAAAUCACUGAGCUUAGGGCUUGCCUAUCAGAAGGUUGGCGGUUCGAAUCCCCGCAACGGGGUGAGCAUCCGUUACUGGGUCCCAGCUCCUGCCAACCUAGCAGUUUGAAAGCACGUCAAAGUGCAAGUAGAUAAAUAGGUAUCACUCCAGUGGAAAGGUAAAUGGUGUUUCCAUGCACUGCUCUGGUUUUGCCAGAAGCGGCUUAGUCAUGCUGGCCACAUGACCCAGAAAAACUGUCUGUGGACAUAUGUUGGCUUCCUUGGCCAGUAAAGCGAGAUGAGCGCUGCAACUCCAGAGUCGUUCACAAAUGGACUUAACUGUCAUGGGUCCUUUACCUUUACCUUUAAAUGGAACCCAACGGGAUUUGGACAAAAACCUGUCUCUCUUUUUAGAAACAUACCUUUUAUGCCAGGGGUGGAGAGUGAAUUCAGUUAAUGACUAAAACACAUAAAAAGGCUGGGGAACCAUUUUGAGGCAGAGGGCCACAUUUUGUUCUGAGCAACCUUCUAAGGGCCACAUGCCAGUGGACAGGGUCAUAUGCUGGUGGGGCAGCGCAUGUAAAUCUUGCCUUUGUGCAGCAGGCAAGUUUCUAAACCCAUUUCUCUGUCCUCCAUCCAGAAAAGCAAGAAGCGAUAUCAGCAUCCGACACAUUCUCACCAGGCAUAGGCCACAAAUCCCAUCGCCUAAUCUGAAUUUUAACCAGUAUUUGAAGUGCUGUAACAUCUUCUGUAAAAUGGAAGCCAGGGUGGACCUUGGUGGAGAAGACCUAUUUUGCACACAGAAGCUCCCAGCUUCCAUCUCCAGUCAGAGCUGGAAAUAGUCCUGCCUGAAACCCUGGAGAGUUGCUGUCAGUCAGUGUAGACAAUACUGAGAUGGGCGGACCAACAGUAGAAGUUCCUUCUAUGUUAACCAUAAUUAAGAAGGUGGGGAAAUGCAGACGUGUGUUGGGAAAAAAUAACUUAGCUGAUGUCACUUGAUUCUAGAAAAAAAGGAUGAAUGGACUAACAGUGAAAUGAUUCAUCAGCGAAAGGCAAGAGUGUGGUUUACCAAAGAAGUCUCGAAAUGUCUGGUGUACAGAAAUGUCAAGGGACUUGUUUCUUCUCCCCAUCGAAGGGCGUCUUUAAGAUUUUCAGCAGGUACAGUGACCAGCAGACACAGUGAAGGAGAGGGGCUAUCCUGCAAGGCCUGGCAUGUCCCACACAAGCCUUUAGUGAAUGCAGAGAUGGGGAACCCCAGCCUCAGGUGUAAAAUGUGGCCCUCCAAGUCUUUGUAUCUGGCCCAUUAAAUUAUCCAUGGCCACGCCAUCUUCCCAGACCGCUUCCCUCACUGCCCUUCCUCUGUUCUGUUCUCAGCCUUUGCCUGGCUGCUUGUGUCCUUGAAGUGUGAUAACACCUCAUGCUUACCUCGCUGGAGGUGUGCACAGGUGUAGAAAUCUCUGGGUUGCGUGUGACUGGAACAUAGACUAAUGCACAAAAGUAAGAGCUCAUUGGGACGCAGGUGGCAUUGUGGGUUAAACCACAGAGCCUAGGACUUGCUGAUCAGAAGGUCGGCGGUUCGAAUCCCCACGACAGGGUGAGCUCCCAUUGCUCUGUCCCUGCUCCUGGCAACCUAGUAGUUCGAAAGCAUGCCAGUGCAAGUAGAUAAACAGGUACCGCUCCGGCAGGAAGGUAAUAUUUUUUGCUCUAUAAGACUCACUUUUUCCCUCCUAAAAAGUAAGGGGAAAUGUGUGUGCGUCUUAUGGAGAGAAUGCAGGCUGCGCAGCUAUCCCAGAAGCCAGAACAGCGAGAGGGAUCACUGCGCAGCACUCCUUCUCGCUGUUCUAGCUUCUGGGAUAGCCACGCGAAGCCUCUUCAGGGCAGCAGGAUGAAGGCUCCCCCUGCCCUGAAGAGGCUUCACACGGCUAUCCCAGAAGCCAGAACAGCGAGAGGGAUUGCUGCUUUCACUGCGCAGUGAUCCCUCUUGCUGUUCUGGCUUCUGAGAUUCAGAAUAUUUUUUUCCUUGUUUUCCUCCUCCAAAAACUAGGUGCGUCUUGUGGUCUGGUGCAUCUUAUAGAGCGAAAAAUACGGUAAACAGCGUUUCCGUGCGCUGCUCUGGUUCGCCAGAAGCGGCUUAGUCAUGCUGGCCACGUGACCCGGAAGCUGUACGCUGGCUCCCUCGGCCAAUAAAGCGAGAUGAGCGCCGCAACCCCAGAGUCGGCCACGACUGGACCUAAUGGUCAGGGGUCCCUUUACCUUUUAAGAGCUCAUUGUUCCAUCCACUCUUUGCCUCUGGCCAUGCCCAUCAAUGGCAUGAGGCCCUUGGAAGGCUGGCUGAAAGGAAAUGUGGCCCUCAGACUAAAAGUGUUCCCUACCCCUGCCUUAAUGCAGAAGGGGGUUCAUCUGAACACCUCUUUUGUUACUUUUAAGCAUAGCAAUUGCAGGGGCGAGAUGGUUGCCAAGGUUCGCUCCUGCAAAUUUAACUUUUCCAGCCUGUCAAUCCUACUUGCAGCUGACAAGUGGCACCACUGGCAAUUUUCUUUGUUGCUUUCUGAAUGUUAAUACUGUCUAAACCGGCGAUUAUUCUGCUCGUUGGGAUUUCAUUCUGAAUGAAGAUUAGACAUGGGUGGGCAAGGCAGGAGAGGAUUACGCUUAAGCACUUGUCGGCAACAAGAGUCCUCCGUGCGGGAAAGCUUCCAGCUCAAAAACAUGACUAUUUUGGAAUAAUAAUAGCAGCAGAAUGAAAUGGAAAAAAAAAAAUACAAAACAAAACAGCAACUAGUCCCAGGUUAGUUCUCCUCACACCUCAAAGUUCCCUCCUCAAUUUUUUAUUUUUAUUUAUAUGCGUUGUGGGUCUGAAAAGAGAUAUGAUUGGGUGAAGAGACAGCAUCAUGACUCCUGGGAUGCCACUACUGGCCAGGCCAUUGACAGGAGGGUGACUGCCACAAGGGAUCAACCAUGACAUCACUGGAGAGGAGGCAAUAAGGGUCUGGAAGUUCUUGCCUUCUCUGGGCCAUCCCUCAACCAAUCAGGCUUGAGCUACCAUGCUAUCCAGUCCUAUCUGGUGGUGCUAUUGGUCAGUUCACAAUAACAACCCUCAUCCAUGCUACGAUUGUAGAUAAUGUAGAUCAGGCUUCCUCAAACUCAGCCCUCCAGAUGUUUUGAGACUACGCUUCCCAUCAUCCCUGCCCACUGGUCCUGCUAGCUAGGGAUCAUGGGAGUUGUAGAACAAAAACAUCUGGAGGGCCGGGUUUGAGGAAGCCUGAUCAUCUGGUGUGUACUUCCAAGACUUGGGUAGAUGAGAUGAGGUGACCAGGUUUGACCCAGCUUUGCUGCCUGGCUACUCUGUACAGCAGCAGCAUUGCAGUGAUUCUAGGUCCUUCACCAGGAACUCAGUCCACCUGGGGAUGAGCAGUGAAAAAUUAUCCCUGGCCAGAAAGACAAGAAGGGGGUCUUGUUGGUGUAUUACCUACCCAACUGCUCAGCAACAUCCCUGACUGAGAUGACAGAGAUGGUCUCAGGCAUGGUGUUGGAGAACCCCAGGCCCACCUUGUCUGAUUUAGAUCAGGACUUCAUGCCUACCAUAGCAACCAUGUGACUGUCUCAGUACAUCAAUGGCCCAAUGAAGAUUGCAAAUCAUACUCUCAGUUUUCCCACCAGUUGGGUUGGAGGUGAGGGCAAUGUCACUCUGCUGUCACUGACAGAUCAUGCCUUGGUGAAGUUUAGAUUGGUUGUGACUGAUCUCCCUGUACAGCAAGAGGAUGCAUUAAGAUGCUCCACUCCUUAAAAAAUUCUCGAAUCUAAGGGAUUCCUGAAUACUCUGGGACAUUUUCCUGUUGGCAUGCAAGUUGUUCCCAUUGAGGCCCUGGGGUGCAUUAGACAUGCAAAAUAUUACGUUUGUUUUCCUAGUUACAAUGCUAGCACUUCUCUUCCAUUUUCUAACGUUCCUUUCACACUGAAGUACCUGUUACAUUAUGGAACUGUGGCUUUCUUUACCAAUAUACCAGCAUGCCACGCUAAGUUUUAUCCACACCAGUAGAUACGCCCGUGGGGCGAGGCAAGCUGGGGCAUGACGCUCCGUGGGGCCUCCGAGGAGUCUGCCUGCUUCCUCCCACUCAGCCGCCCUACAGCUGAGGGGGAGGUGGCAGGCAGACAGUUUGGGGCAGCGUGGAGCCUGUGGGCGCCCAAGCCACCACAUCACUUCCAGGAGAGAUGCGUGGCUCGGGCGCUCUGCAGGCCACGUGGCAAAUGCCGCCCGGCAUUUUGACACCCCCCUCAGUGGUGACACCCGGGGUGGCUUGCCCUCCACCCCACCCCCUUCCUCCGCCCCUGGAUACGGUGUGACACAAGAAUGAGCCUCACUGGACAACUUUGCUACUCCCCCACCUUUUCUCCACAUAGGUGCUUCUGGUCCCCCAUGAAUCCCUCAUGAAAAUGGCAGGAAAGAAGCAUAUACUGCCCCGAAUGUCCCUUCACUCCCACAAUUUUCCUGGCAAAGGGGGGGUGCAAAUUUUUGGGGGGAGGGAAUCAAAUAACAUGGAUAUGAGCACUAAACAUGAAAGUUCCAAUAUAAUGUAGAACGUAUUCCAAUAUAAUGUAGAAAUUACCGUAUUUUUUGCUCUAUAAGACUCACUUUUUCCCUCCUAAAAAGUAAGGGGAAAUGUGUGUGCGUCUUAUGGAGCGAAUGCAGGCUGCGCAGCUAUCCCAGAAGCCAGAACAGCAAGAGGGAAUGCUACUUUCGCUGCGCAGUGAUCGUUCUUGCUGUUCUGGGUUCUGGGAUUCAGAAUAAUUUUUUUCUUGUUUUCCUCCUCCAAAAACUAGGUGCGUCUUAUGGUCUGGUGCGUCUUAUGGAGAGAAAAAUACGGUAGCUAUUACAGAAACACCAGGAAAAUUGAGUAAACUGCCAACAUGGCUGACCUGCACUCUGUGCGUGUAGGGGUGUGUGUGUGUGUGUGUGUGAGAAAGAGAGAGAGAGAGAGAGAGAUGAGGAAUCUCAGGCCUCUCUGGCCUUGCGAUGUGGCCCUUGGAAAUUUCCCCAGGCCGCUCCUCUUGCUGACCCUGCAUUGCUCCUAAGUUUUUUUGACUUGCUGCAAUGUAUUCUUGAACUCUGAUGAUGUAUUCUUGCAUUCCUGGAAGGACAAUAAAGAGGAGCAUGUGUAGAAACUGGCCUACUAUACAAAGGUAAAAUUUACAGUCAUUGCUCCACGCAUCGUUGCUCCUGGCCCUGCCACCAUUGGCAUAUGGCUCCCAGAAGGAUUUCCAGAAGCAAAUGUGGCCCCAAGGCUGAAAAGGUUUCCCCAGACGUUCUAUGCAUUUUAGGCAUUAACAUAAUUGAUUUGUAUUCUGUUACUUUAUGCUCGCUGACCUCCUUUGGGGGAAAGGGUGACACUUAAAUAUAAUUAAUUGCAUUAUAGCAUAUAAUGACUUAAUUAAAUGUAAUUAAAUAAAUACAUUAAGCAGCAAAGAACUUGCAGUCUGUUAUAGACAUCGGGGCGGCACCUUCCUAUAUUCUUUCCAAUGCCUGAGAAAAACAUUUCAGUUUAGGCAAAUGUGUCCCGACACAUGCAGAAUAUUGACGUGUGUUUUAAUCUGGAUUUCAGCUUAUCGUUUAUUUUGAUUACUUUUUUAAUGUUUCAAGUAGCUGUUUUUAAAUGUUUGCCUUUCCCUGUUUUAUUCUUUCUGUAAACCACUUUGAGGUUUUUAUUUUAACCAAGCAGUAUAUGAACCUCGUGAAGUUGAUAAUGAAAACAAAUAGUAUCACUGCAAUGUUUUUAAGGUUGCAGUGAAAUUCGCAUUUGCAGCCUCGAUGCUGGUCCCUUUCGGGGGGGGGGCGGGACUGCUAGGGUAGUUCGGCCAUCAGAUUUCACAGGAAGGGGAACAUACCACCCCGAAUAAACUGCAACUUGAUGGCGCAGCAUACAUUCACAUCCUGGAUUGCAGUGUCUGCCUGUUCUUCAGAUUUACUUGCAUCACUUCCUCUUUUUCCCCUCACUUGCUUUUUAUAGCCUGAUUUUUCUGGCUCUCUGGUGGGGCUUAAUUUGAGCCAGGGAAAAUGGUUUGAAGCACCAUAGCUCAGCCUUUAGCAUUCUGUAUGUAUACAGUGGAGGGAUAUAGGGCGGCUGUUUCUGCAUUGUUACCUUUUUACAGGGAAAAGAAAAGUGAGGAGGUCUCAUUGCAGAAGUGGAAAUCCUUGCACUGGCAGGACAUGUUAGCUGGAUACGACACAAAGGCAAUUUAAUUAAGUUCAUUUUUUACUGCCUGGGAAAGGGAGAGGCACUUGAAGGCUUUUCUGCCACAAGUGCCAAAAGUAUUUGGUUGGGUUUGGAUAUUAUUGUUGUUGUUGUUGUUGUUGUUGUUGUUGUUGUUGUUUAGUCGUUUAGUUGUGUCCGACUCUUUGUGACCCCAUGGACCAGAGCACGCCAGGCACUCCUAUCUUCCACUGCCUCCCGCAGUUUGGUCAGACUCAUGUUUGUAGCUUCGAGAACACUGUCCAACCAUCUCGUCCUCUGUCAUCCCCUUCUCCUUGUGCCCUCCAUCUUUCCCAACAUCAGGGUCUUUGCCAGGGAGUCUUCUCUUCUCAUGAGGUGGCCAAAGUAUUGGAGCCUCAGCUUCAGGAUCUGUUCUUCCAGUGAGCACUCAGGGCUGAUUUCCUUAAGAAUGGAUAGGUUUGAUCUUCUUUCAGUCCAUGGGACUCUCAAGAGUCUCCUCCAGCACCAUAAUUCAAACGCAUCAAUUCUUCGUCAAAUUGAAUGCAGAGAUGGGGAACCCCAGCCUCAGGUGUAAAUUGUGGCCCUCUAAGCCUUUGUAUCUGGCCCAUAAAAUUAUCCAUAGCCCCACCAUCUUCCCAGACCGCUUCCCUCACUGCCCUUCCUCUGUUCUCUCUUCCAGUGCCUUUGCCUGCCUGCACUGUGUCCUCAUUAUUAUGCCCUUAAUCAAAAGAUCUCAGGAGGGAGGUUCGCAGAAUAAAAUACAAUAUAAAACUCAAGUAAAUAAUCAAACCAAGCCAAUGAAACAAUAACUCCCCUCUUCCCGCAGACACCUUUAAAAGGCUGUAGAAUAUUAAUCCACCCAAGACUGAUUAAUGGAGUGCUCUCCCCAGGGAGGUUUGCCUGGUACCUAUAACUAUAUAAUGAAGGCACCAGGCAAACCUUCCUGGGGAGAGCAUUCUACCAAUGGGGAGGCCCUACAGAAAAGGCUCGUUCUCGUUUUGCCACCCUCCUAUAUGUGACUCGGCUACUCUGUUCCAAUACAUUUUGGGUAUGGUGGUGGGGCUCUUCUCUGUACUUAAUGGUCUUAUGGCAAGCCAGUCCUGCUGUGUUUUGGAGCCCUGAUGUACAUGUUGUGGAGUGGGGCCCUUCACCUCUUCCCCAAAGUCCUACCCUGAGGGCACUACCUUACACAUAUUCAUUAUGACAUCUGCAGAGUGCAUCCAUAUGUGGGAUUAUUUGUGUCUGUCAUAAUGAAUGAGCACUGCUUAGAGAUGGAGCAGCUCACACAUAAACACGCAGAUUGCUAGUUAUUGGAAUAGUAGAAUUGUAGAGUUGGAAGAGACCCCGAGGGUCAUCCAGUCCAAACCCCCUGCAAUGCAGGAAUCUCAACCAAAGCAUCCAUGAUGGAUGCCCAGCCAACCUCUGCUUAGAAACUGCAGAGAGUCCACCACCUUCUGAAGGAGCCCAUUCCACGGUCAAACAGCUCUUACCAUCAGAACAUUCUUCCUGAUGUCAAGUCUCCUUUCUUGUAACUUGAGGCCACUGGUUCGGGUCCUACCCUCUGGAGCAGGAGAAAACAAGUUUGCUCCAUCUUUCAUGUGACAGCCCUUUGGAUAGUUGAAGAUGGCUAUCAUAUCACCUCCCGGUCUUCUCAUGUCACCGCUGUCCCUCUUAUCUAUCUAUAAAGUAAUUCUAGCAGUGUGGACCUAUCAAUUGGUUUAAUAUUUCACCAGAUAUACUCCUGCCACUUCAUUGCUAUGAACCAAGGUGACUCGCCUGAGUUCAGGUUUCUGAGUUCGGUUCAUUCCAGGGGACUGUGGCAUUCUCCAUUGCUUACUGCCCUCCCCCAAAACUCCCCCCACAGGCUACAGGUACAGUAGUUCUAAUUUUCUUCUUAUUUUUUUUAGAUGAUCUUUAUUGAAUUUUUAGUUACAUACUAUACAUACAAAUACAUUAUAUUUCACAUUUGUUCUUGCUCUCCCGAGCUGACUUCCCUCUUUCCUUCUUCUGGCUUUUUUACGUCGCCUUUAACUUGUUGCAUUGUCUUUGUCCAUUUUAUAUAUAAUUGUUCUUCUUCAAUGAGUAGCUCUCAUUUUCAUUACUUAUUAAACAAGCCUUCAUCAUCUUUUUUUAUCCCCCCAAUUUGCUAUAAUUAUCUUAACGCAUCUGCCUUAAAUGCUCUUAAAAGACAUGUAUCUUUGAAGUGCAUGUAUCCCAUGCCAUAUACCAUUGAAGAAUGCUAAACCUGUAUCAUAUACUCUUCAUAACAGGUGAUGGGCACAAUCCUGUAACAUAUCGUAUAAGUGUUUAAUUCCGACAGAAUUCAAUGGCUCUACAAGUCUGAAAAGGAUUAAGUCUGAAGUGACUUGUUAAUAUUUAGCCAAAAAACCCCACAAAACUAAAAGGGUUUCAAAGCUCCAAACCAUUUCCAAAGGAGUUAUCCCACUGCUGGAUCAAAACAGUGGCACAUAUUAUGAGAAUGAUAUUGUUGCUAACCCUGGAGAGAUUGUAUAGAGACAGCAUAUGCACUGUAUGAUAGAUAUCAUACGGGUAUCUCAUAGUGUUAUGCCUGGAUUGCUCAGUUGGUUAGAGUGUGGUGCUAGUAAUGCCAAGGUUGCAGGUUUGAUCCCCGUAUGGAACAGCUGCAUAUUCCUGCACUGCAGGGACUGAACUAGAGAUGAUCAUCAGGGUCCCAUGCAACUCUACAGUUCUAUGAUUCUAUGAAAAUGGUGCUGCUCAGAAUCCUGGAGAUAACAUACAGACUUCAUGAUUAGCAGCCCCCAUUUGUCCUUUAAAGCCUUCUAAGUUGGUGUCCACAACCGGAUCUCAUGGCGGCAAAUUUCACAAUCUGAUUACACACAGCAUGUAGGACUACUUCCUCUUUGUCAGUCCCAGAUGAACCCAAUCACCAGAUGAACCCAAGUUUUAGCAUUCUGAGAAAAGAGUGAUACAGGCUGCUUUGCAAAGAAGGAAGGUGGGGUGCAAGAGUUUAUGGCCCUUCAAAUGUUGUUGGGCUGCAACUUUCAUCCACUCCAACCAGCAUGGCCAACGGUCAAGGAUGAUGAGGAGUUGUUGUCCAACAACAUCUGGAGGCUCACAGGUUCCUCAGACCUGGGAUAAGGGAUACUGAAUCUGGGAUGGGGGCUUACCAGGGCUUAGCAUCAGAACCUUCUGUUUCAUGGCUCAGGGCAGUGCCUCUGAGCAUGUGUAGAAUGUCCUUCUUUUUCAGCAGCAGUGAGGGAUUUGUGGCCUUCUAGAUACUGCUGGUUUUCCCAGUAGUGAUGUAUGGAAGUGAGAGCUGGACCAUAAAGAAGGCUGAUUGCCGAAGAAUUGAUGCUUUUGAAUUAUGGUGCUGGAGGAGACUCUUGAGAGUCCCAUGGACUGCAAGAAGAUCAAACAUGUCCAUUCUUAAGGAAAUCAGCCCUGAGUGCUCACUGGAAGGACAGAUCCUGAAGCUGAGGCUCCAAUACUUUGGCCACCUCAUGAGAAGAGAAGACUCCCUGGCAAAGACCCUGAUGUUGGAAAAGAUGGAGGGCACAAGGAGAAGGGGAUGAGAGAAGACGAGAUGGUUGGAUAGUGUUCUCGAAGCUACUAACAUGAGUUUGACCAAACUGCGGGAGGCAGUGGAAGACAGGAGUGCCUGGCGUGCUCUGGUCCAUGGGGUCACGAAGAGUCGGACACGACUAAACAACUAAACGACAACAAGAUACUGCUGGAAUUCAACUCCCAUCAUCCCCAAUCAUUGGCUAUGUUGGCUGGGAUUGAUGGGAACUGGAGUCCAGCAGCACCCAAAGGGUUGCAGAUUCCCCACCUCUGCUUACAUAUAUUUCUAGUGUUGGGGGCAGAGCAAGAGUUUCUUGUUUGGCCCUGGCUCAGCUCUGGAGGACAUCAGCCUAUAACCUAUUGUUUUGGCUGCUUUGUUAGGAAGAUUACUGGAUAAUAGCCCAGAAAAGCUGAUUAAUGUUGCAUCAUUGAGCAUAAAUUGGUUAGGCAAUUGUGUUCUGAUAGCUGGUAAUCUCUGUGUUUUUGAAUGAGACACCCAUCAAGAGUUUGUAGGAGGCAACAUCCCUCCAGCUCAGGAGGGGGUCCAGAGACAAGGUGUGGAAAAGGUGUUUGCAGUUUGGAAGAGAGAGUUAGACACAAUGAGAGAAAGAGAGGGAAAAACCCAAGUUUCCAAUUGCAGGUAUUGGAGUUAGCCAGAAGUGAGGGUGCAGUCUUGGAGACCUGCCCAGGUUCCUCUCUGGGGGAUCUCCUGCCUCGAAGGAGUGCCAGUUGCCUCCACUUGUGUUGUACUUGUAGAUUAGUUAAUAAGACACCAUGAGUCUACAGUGCUCUCUCAUCCAAAGAAAACUGAGCCUUGCCCGGCCCAGUGCUCAGAGAAGUGGGGAACAUGCAACACUUAUAGUAACAGGAGUAGUAGUAAUAAUAAUGAGACAGCUAAUUCAUGCUUUUGAAUUAUGGUGCUGGAGGAGAAUCUUGAGAGUCCCAUGGACUGCAAGAUGCUCAAACCUAUCCAUUCUGAAGGAAAUCAGCCCUGAGUGAUCACUGGAAGGACAGAUCGUGAAGCUGAGGCUCCAAUACUUUGGCCACCUCAUGAGAAGAGAAGACUCCCUGGAAAAGACGCUGAUGUUGGGAAGAUGGAGGGCACAAGGAGAAGGGGACGACUGAGGAUGAGAUGGUUGGACAGUGUUCUCAAAGCUACCAGCAUGAGUUUGACCAAACUGCGGGAGGCAGUGGAAGAAAGGCGUGCCUGGCGUUCUCUGGUCCAUGGGGUCAUGAAGAGUCGGACACGACUAAACAACAACAACAACAACAACAACAACAACCACUCUUGAGACGGUUGAAACCUCUAUGUACAUGAGCUAUGAUGGCACUAUUUUGAGGGGUUUUGACUUAACCAGGUGUGUAGGGAGAAAUGCCAACAAGGUGGUUCUGAUUACUUCUUCCCUCCCGCAAAGAACCAAAGUGAGAAUGGAUAUUUCUGCAAUUUCCAGUGCACAGAACCUAGUGAGAAUCAAAUCCUAUUAUACAAUCUGUAUCCGUGGCUGAAUUCCGAUGCUAUUUUAUUUUGUUUUGAUUAAUUGAUACACUGUACUUUUAUUAUAUAUUUCAUUUGUAUUAAUGUAUAUUGUUGUUCACUGCUUUGGGAACCUUGAGUUAAAAUGCAGUAUACAUAUAAAUAAACCACACCAUAAUGACAAUACACAACAUUUGUAUGGCACUUUUAAGUAUUCAAGGGGUUUUACAUGCAUUUUCUAAUAAUCCUCAAAACAAGUAAAUGUACACAAAGAGGAAUUAGAAGUGUGUUAGAAAUUGCAUGCAAUUUAAAUGCUAAUUUUCCACCUUUAAAAAUCCACAAAAACCAGGACGGAAUGGACCAGUGACUGAGCACAUGACAAGCACGGAACAGAAGCAAGCUGGAAAAAACAGCCUUGUAAGGCAGCGAUGGGAAAGACAUAGUUGGUGUCAGACCUUUUAUCUCUCUCCACUCCCCCUUGCCAAUGAUCCAAUGGGGCAACUUUGACAGGUGGGUGGUGCCAACUUAAAUAAACUAUUGGGAGGGCCCAUGUAAGCCCCUCCCCCAUAAUCAAUCACAAGACCUGGCAUGCACCCAACAUAUGAAUGACAAUGUCCAUUAACUUUGUAGAGGGCCUGGUCCCCUCAAAUGUUUUAUGGGGAGCGAAGGGACCUUGGCCCCUAGGAGUUGGCUCCUAGCCAUCACUUGCACACACACACACACACACAAACCAAAUGUCCCAAACUAUGAAUGACUUUUAACAUUAUGACCGCAAUCCUCAACCCUUUUAAACUACAAUCCUACACUCACCUAUCUGGGAGCAAGCAUCACUGAACUGCUUUGAGAAGCCAUUAAUAGGACUGAGCUGUUACUCAUCUACAGGCCCUUUUAAAUCCCACUGAAUUUGAUAGAAUACAAUGAAGGAUGCAGGGACGUGGGUGGCGCUGUGGGUUAAACCACAGAUCCUAGGACUUGCCGAUCAGAAGGUUGGCGGUUCGAAUCCCCGCAAUGGGGUGAGCUCCCGUUGCUUGGUCCCUACUCCUGCCAACCUAGCAGUUCGAAAGCACAUCAAAGUAGAUAAAUAGGUACCGCUCUGGCGGGAAGGUUAACGGCGUUUGCAUGUGCUGCUCUGGUUUGCCAGAAGUGGCUUAGUCAUGCCAGCCACAUGACCUGGAAGCUGUACGCCAGCUCCCUCGGCCAAUAAAGCAAGAUGAGCGCCGCAACCCAAGAGUCGGUCACGACUGAACCUAAUAGUCAGGGGUCCCUUUACCUUUAAUGAAGGAUGCUAAGUUGAAGAGUGCAAAGGAAAGAAAGCAAAGUGAUUGGGGCCCUGAUCCUGAACUGAGCAUCUCACAGAGCCAGGUUUUUUUGAAACCAUUAAGGCUCCCAGCCUGUGUGUGUGUGUGUGUGUGUGUGAGAGAGAGAGAGAGAGAGAGAGAGCAAAUGCACAUGGGGAGGGUGCCAAACUGGGUCUGUGACCCAGGUGAAAUAAAGUCUAGUUCUGCAUCUGCAUAAUCUUCUCAAAUACAGCCCCCCUGCCCUAUAGAUUUCAAGGACAUGUCAGAAAGCCCACCAUACGAGGGAAGGGCCAUAGCUUCGCGGUGGAGCACUUGCUUUGCACGUCAAAUGUCCCAGGUUCUAUCCCUGGCGCCUCUGGGUAGGGCUGCCCUCUGCCCGAAACCCUGGAGAGCCACUGCCAGUCAGUGCAAAUGAUAUGGAGCCAGAUGGGCAAUACUUAGAAUCAUAGAAAUGCAGAAUUGAAGGGACCUCGAGGGGUCAUCUAGUCCAGCCCCAUGCAGUGCAAGACUCUCAACCCACACCCCACCCAUCCAAUCUGAAACCAAACUGGAUGGACCCUGCUUAGUUUUGCAAACCUGCUGGCAGUUUUAUUGCUGCGCCAUUGGGGACUCGGUUUGGGCAGCUCCCUGGGUUCCUAUGAAUUUGUCCCAUUCAUAACGUCCAGAUCCUAAACUCUGCCAAACCCUUCUUCCCCCACCAGCCCCAGCUCUCCCUCCCCGCUUGCUCUAACCACUGACCCCUCCAGCCAGGACCGGAUGUAGGUUUGUUGAGGCCCUAAGCUACUGGAGGUAAUGGGGCCCUUUAUCUGUCCAGCUGUCCUUUGUCAACAACAAAUUGCUGCUGUUUUUUGUGUUGAAUAUAUGCUAUAUGGUAAUUUAUGGACCUAAUAUCUAAAGCCAUUUGCACAUGUUGCCAUGCAACCAGUCCAUGCAGAAUGUAGGCACCCUAUAUAUAGAAAAGAGGAAACCAGUGAUAUUUUAUAGAGCAGGCUAGCAGGCGGAGGCCAUUACUGACAUCAUAGGAGCCUACACAACACAAAACACUGUAGGUUUUAUUUUAUUUGUUUUUUAUCUUAUAUGUUGGAAAUGUACAUCCAGGGGUUUUUUUCCCUUUAAUUUUUUUUGGGGGGCCCCCAAGAGUGUGGGACCCUAAACUAUAGCUUGUUUAGCUUAUACAUAAAUCCGUCACUGCCUCUAACCACUGACCCCUCCAGCGCGCGCGGCGCUGGACUGUUUCCUACCCCCCACCCUCCAUCUCCUUCCUCUCCGGGACGGAAGGAGUUAAGUUUGGGAGCGCAAGACACGUUGAGGGGGAGUCGCCCGAGCCGAGGCAGCAAAAACAUCGGCGCGCAUUCCUGGGCAGUGCUCAGCUGCCAGCAGCUGAUUAAAACCAUCUCUCUCGCUGUGAGUGGCUCAGGCCGCCGAAGGCUCGCGCGGGGCUCAAUAUUUAAGCGGAGCCGCCGCUGCGUCAGGGCGCUUGCCGGCUUCCCGUGGCGGGAUCAUGUGGGGAGAGGCGCGGCGCUGAGGCUGGUAAGGAACGCACUUUCGGCCGGGGAGACAGGCAGGCAGGCAGGCAGGCAGGGAGGCAGGCUCCGGUUUGCAGCGUCUGUUUGCAGCCACGACAGCGGCUUUUCGGAGGCGUCCGAGUGACAUGUCCGCGUUUUGCCUUCCCCACCUCCCAGGAGGUAUCAUGGAGAGGCACGACGAGACCGGCGGAGCUCCGGGAUCGACCGGACGAGCUGCCUCGCCGCCAGGCAGCCGGGGAGCCUCCGAGGGGUGGCUGCUGUCGGCUCGAGGGGGCCUAUUCUGAGCAGGGUUCACACGCACACGCAAACGCACACGCGCAAAAAACAUACCCUACACACACGCUGGGUCUCGGUCGGUCCCCAAGGCAGCUGCGCCUCCGAAGGUCUCCAGGUGGCCUUGCCAGACUUGGGAGGCAGGAAACAAUGGCUAUAUUUUGGCCUCUUGAAUUGGGAAUUUGCAUUCCACUCUCUAAUGCUGGGUUGCUUUCUAUAAAAUAACUACAGUGUCUCCUUAGCUUGCUUUUUUAAAAAAAUCAUCUUGCAGCCAAGACUGCUGGGAGCUGCUGCUAUUACUACUACUACUACUACUACUACUACUACUACUAUUACUACUACUAUUAUUUGAGUUUAAUCUUGCCGCAAUUGUAUGGUGAAGUAAUGGAAUGAGUGGGGAGGGCGACAAAGUAGCCAGCUCUAAAUGUGGUGUUUUGCCUGCAGUGUAAAUGUAGCAAUCCGGCUUGAGGAUAAUGUCCCUGCCACAGCUACCCCUUUAAGAGACCAGGACUCCCGGCAUUUCUUAGGAAGGGGUGCGGGGAGAGCGGAAUCCUAGGAAAAUAAACAAGCAUUGGAAGGGGGCUAGGUCAAGGCAGGCAAAUGUAUACAAAACAAUAAAUCUUGCCAUUGAAAUGGUCGUGCUGGAGAGCUUGGUUUGAGCAAGGUGAAUAAAAUAAGGGAGCAAUUAAGCCGCGGAAAGUCGGAGGAAGCAUCCCUUGAGACAUUGCUAUUCAGUUGGCACAGGGGUAUCCUCCAGUCUGCACAGCACUAUUCAGGGAUGAGUGGAGCUAGAGUGCAUCUGUUGUCCCAUGUUGGCUAUCUCUUGUUUGCAUCUGCAGUGCUUCGCUGAUUGGUUAGGCUUGAACUGGGCCCUGGAAAAUGUCAAGGGUAAUGGUUUUUGUGAUCCCUGGCUUGUGUCCUAAACGUGGCAGCUUUCCCUAGAGUAGGGCACCUUCCCAGGUGUCAAAUGCUCCUGUAACUUCUUCCUUGCCCUGGUGGAAACAGUGGUCCAUUUAAAAGCAAGUGGGGAAACAAUAGAAAGUAAUAUGUCCCCAAACUCUGGCUAAGUGUGUGACUUAACAGCUCGCCCAAGGGCUUAUCCCAGGAGUUUGUUGGUAUAGGGUGGUUUGGAAAGGCAAGUUAACAUUUUUAAAACCUCUGGAGUUCUGGGAUUGUGUUGCCUUUCUUCUCUCCCUCUUCCAGAGGUGGUAGGAAAAAUAAUUUCCUAGAGGAUAAAAUAUUGGAUUUAAUACACAUGCAUCUGGAAGAGAAUUUGUAGGGCAAGAAAAUACGUACAGCAAAGGGAAAAAAAUCACAGCACUCUGGAAAAAUGAAUGAAAUAAUACUUUAAGCCGUUAUGGUUUCAGGGGAAAGGGGUUGAUUCUUGUCAACUAUGGUUGUGGGGAGGGAGAUAUUGAAAAGUAUCUGAAGAACGUAGGAUUAAUGCGACCAACAGGUUCAUGUCUUGUGUUUGAAGAAAGGCUUGCCACUUUCUUGGCCUCCAGGAUCAGCGGGGCAUAUACAAGCUUAGUUCCAUACCAAGAAACCUCACCUUUCAUGUCCAAAGCCUUGACUGACUUGUUGAGGCACAAGACCAGUAAAACAUGGCAACUCUAGAAGCAUGCAGUCUCAAAACCCUUAUUUAUAUCAAUUUGCUUCACUGAGUUCCUUCAACUCGAUCAGCAGUCAUUCAGUCAGAAGGUGGAUCUGCCAGACCUCCCCAUCUGCUUUGCUGAUAGACUAGUGACUUUUGGCAGUUUCUCCCCUUGAAAUCUUUCUAGUGCCAGAGUUGGUUUCCUUCCUCCCAAUCCCUUUUCCUUUUGUAAGCACGAAGAGGAAUUGUCAUAUGCUUGACCUUUGACUAAAGAGCAGGAUCAAUGUGCUUUAAAGAAAUAAAAUUGUUGGCCCCAGAAAGCCCUUGAUGGAAUGCCUUCAGUAUCGGCAUGUAGACAUCUUUCCAGCACUUUGUUUGAAGCAGGGUGGUGGUGCUGCCAAACAAUUAUUGCCCUAAAAUAGAAAUGCAUGUUUCUGCAGAAAAGGAACUAAUGGAAGAUGAGGAGCAGGUGAGUUGUAUUCACAGGUGUAAGGAGGAGAGGUGUGGUGGGCUAAUCACCAAAUAGCCAAAAGCCAUGGCUUCUGUUAAUGGUGUAGAUGGGCUGAAAGGAGGGUUUCAUGUUCUACUUCUAGUGUAACUAAUUGGCUGAACUGCCUUUUUUUGCUAUACACCUGCGUGUUUGAAUGAAAGUAGAGUUUGCAGAUGCAGAGGUAGAAGCAUUUCAGGCAAAGCUACUGUGACAUGCUUUUUUCCUCCUCCCUCCCAAUCCCUAUUCCUUUUCUGCUGUAUCAUUCUUAGAUAGCAAACAGGUCAAAUUCUUAUCAGGAGGCUUAAAAAAACAAAAACCUGCUUUGCAAGCAGAAAAAAGUGAGAAUGCCUAGACCUUUCUCUCUGCAGGUGUAAUGCUUAACGGUGGUUAAUAAACAUAAUGUCUUAACGGGACUGUAGAACUUGCAAGCAAGCCUCUGAUCAAGGAGUCCAACUUGACUGAAAUCCAGAACUUUUAUUACCCCUUUAAGCUUAGGGGUGGGCUUAAAAUUUCUGUGGCAGAUAAGGCAAAGCCAUUUUAUUAAUCAGCUGCCCCUUUCGAGGAGCCAUAUGAGAUCUAGUGGAGUCACAGCAUUCUUUAAGGCGGGGAAAUGCCUAGUCAUUCCUUCGGCCACAGCAAGGAGAUGAAAUGUCAAAUGGGAACGCUUAACCUAAUGAGUUAUCUUAUCACAUUCUGUGCAUCUGGGAUAAGCAGAGUUCAUCACCAGGCCAAUAUCUGCUUGGGAAAAAACACCCCAGUUCUUGUUAAAUGUAUAUGUGGAUGUUGGAAGCAUAUGCAUUAAUCAACAGACACCUUCUAAAACCAUGAGGUUUUUAACCUGGUAGUAUGCACUCAUCUUGAAUGUUCAUUACCUUAGCCACUGGGGGUGGUUGUGUAGAAUUCACUGACUGGUUGGCUAGAUUGGUGCUCCCUGAGUAGGAAAAGAGCCCCUAAUUAAAUGUUCUCGAAUAAUCCUUGCUUGAGGUUGUUUGUUCCAAGUGGGGCAUGUCACUCAGCAGUGUUCUAAUGGAAUUAUUUCAGAUGGCUGAGGCAGAAGUUGCCUUUGGCAGAAAUCUCAUUUUAUGGAAGUAAGGGGACCUCUGUAACGUGGCAUGAUGCCCCUAAUCCUUCUGAGAAGUUGCCUUAACUGGAAAUGAGGGUUUUGAUGGGAUGGCAGCUUGGAUUAAGGGUGGGGAGGAGGAACAGAGACUUGCGCUGGGCUGAGACGACUUCCCGGAAAGUAUUGAACUGCCCCGUAUUAAUGCAAACUUGACAAGAAGCUCUGCAGAAAUAGUGUUACUUGAUGGGAGAAUAUAGCAGAUUGUGUGCUGUGUAGGCCUUGUGCUGCUCCUCUUUAAAUAUUUCAGAAAACUUGAACUUCAGAACUUUACUACUAACCAUGUAACAGGGCCAGCUAAGGACAAAACAUUGGCAGUCAACUGUCCAUCACUGCUCACUCAGCAGUUCAGAAUGCAACUGAGUAAUAAAAUGAAGCAUAGGUCUCAACCAAAGGGUGGUGGUGCUUACCCUGACUUGGAAGGCAACGCAUGUAUGUUUUGCUGUAUGCUCCAGGAUGCACCAGCUGAUAACCUCAGAUGUUCUGUAAAGCUGUCUGGUGGACACAGAAGUGGUCUUUGCAAGGAACUGUGUGCGAGAGAAUGCACCAGUUAGAUCUGUUAUGUUGAAGCUGGCUACUAAGUCCCACCAGUUCCUCUUGCUUGGCAGGAUAAUCGUUGAAAUGAAAGCUAACCGCAGUACCUACAAAUUCCACUUGCAGUUGCAGAGUAGUUAACUUACAGGGGUGUUAAUACACUGUUGCUUGGCUGCUGCUAAUACUGUAUACUCUUGAUUGGCCACUGCCACAAUCAUCCUGAGAUUGCAAAUUCUGUAAUGCAUUUGGUUCACACAACAAUGUUAUAAUUCUGGGGCCCACAUGCCAGCAAUGAAUAGACCUUGCAUUAUUUGAUUCAAGGCCAAAAGCAAGAACUUUCUGGCGCUGACAUAGCAGGCCAUGUGACAAAGGCAUAGCAGAAUUCCAGUGAUGCAUUCCUUCUGGAUUAAUACAGGCAAAUCCUGCAAUUUGGUCAAACUUCGUUAUGGCGUUCUAAACAUAGCUGCUCACCCCAAUCUGGAAACCACCCAGGGUAUAUUCCCUGGCUCUUGCUGCAUAAUCCUUAUGUUUUUUCCCCAUUAACUUGCCAUAGCUGGGCUUGCAGCUAUUGAGGGCUGGGGAGAAUAGUCCCAGUUAGGGUAGGCAUAGGUCCUCCUUUUGAGACAGUCCUCUGUUUGAAGGGUUGUGGUCUAAAAGAUGAAGAGCCAUUGGAAGAGAUAGCAACAAACUUGGAAGUUUAGCAGCAGUUAGUACCUGGACAGCAGACUGAACAUUGGUUAACCUCCUGGUCUCUUUCCUACUGCUGUAAAUAUAUAUUGUAAUUCUAAGCUCAUGUGUUAUAAACAGACUUUACUACUACCAUUUAACCAUAAACAUUUUUUUCCAGGGGGACCAUUUUAUUAAGGGAAAUAGAUGGCUAUAUACUGUUGAACUCCCUGAUUGCUGAGCUUUCUCCACAUAUAACCUAGAAGGUUUGUGUUACUCUGUCACUGAUGUUGUUGGAUAUGACAGCUAAAAAUGUGGAACACUUGAUAGGAAGCGCUGGCCGCAUAAUCACCCCGUGGAAGUGAAAGCAGGACGUGGGAGGUGACCCAAAUGGGAUUCAUCUAAGUGGUUGGCUAGUUCUUAGUGUUCUUACAACAGAGGAAAGAUCUCUUGAUGUCAGGGUGGUUUUUGCAGCCAACGCUGUCACGACUGUUUAGCCCUUUUUAAUGAAACGACUUGACUCUCUUCCACUGGAGUUUUUUACUUGCUAAAAGACUCUCUAGGCAGCUGUACUUCCAAGAAUGUCUGUCCCAUGAUUUUGACUGGGAUGCUUGACUUAAGCUGCGCACCCAGCAUACACUUAAAGAACAUGACUUCUCCAAAGAAAUCUGGGAAGUGUAGUUUGUUAAGGGUGCUGGGAAUUGUAGUGCUGUGAGAGGUAAACUCCCCAGGAUUCUUGGGGGGACGCCAUGUGCUUUAAAUGUGUGGGUGCUUAAGCCGCCUUAGUGUCUAGCGACCUGGGAAUCAGUUCACAGAAGUGCCUUAAAACUGUUAGAAACCAUUGGCAUCUUUCAAUGAGAGAUGACUCCCAGUCACCCAAGUAAUUCUCAUGGUAGCGUGAUCGGAAUUCCUCUGGGUUUGGUGGGAUUCUAGGCCUCAAGUUAAAAACCUUUUUUACAGGCAGCUGCAACUGAGUGCAAAAUCCAGAGCUGUGCCAGUUGCAACAGACCUUGCCAAGUGUAGUUUUGUGAAACUGCUAUGGGAUGACUAAACAGUGUGAUAAGUGUGAAGCAACCUAGAACAGCAGCAGCUGGGUUUAGUUGUACAGGUCUGCAUGUAAUAUAUAGCUGGGUGUUAAUUCAGCCUCUUCUAGCUCACAAAAGGAAGAUAAUGGCCCACCUGUAGCAUUGUUGAGCAUGUACAUCAUCAGUGUUUCCCUGCCAAUAUUUCAGAUCAAAUACAGGCAAGUACCCAUGACUGGGAACCCUCCCACAAUGAGCAGGAGGACCACAAAAUGGGCAUCAGUUUCAGGGCUGACUUCUAAUUAUAUUGUGAUGUAGCUUGCAAUGCCCUCUACGGAGAGGUCCCCCAGGAAGACCAUUCCAAUCCAGAGUCUGAAAUUGUCCAGCUGAGGCCCCAUUUACAGUGCAGUGCUGAAAGCUGCCCUUUGCACCCUCUGUUCUUUAUCCCUGUACUGUGCCCUAGAUCAUCCUGCCCUGGUUCCUGAAGCAAGGAGUGUUGCAAAAUAUACCCAUAAACCUAACUUCAGUGGAUCUGGUUGUCUUCAACAGAGAAGCUGCACCAUGCUGUUGGAUUUAAAUAGGCUGUUGAAGUGAGUGGCUGGGAAGCACCUAACCCAUGUAAUGGGGCCUUCUUGGUGGUGGCGCCCGCCCUGUGGAACGGCCUCCCACCAGAUGUCAAGGAAAUAAAUAACUACAGUGGUACCUCGGGUUACAUACGCUUCAGGUUACAGACUCCGCUAACCCAGAAAUAUUACCUCAGGUUAAGAACUUUGCUUCAGGAUGAGAACAGAAAUCGUUCUCCGGCAGUGCGAUGACAGCAAGAGGCCCCAUUAGCUAAAGUGGUACCUCAGGUUAAGAACUGUUUCAGGUUAAGAACGGACCUCUGGAACGACUUAAGUACUUAACCUGAGGUACCACUGUAUUUGACUUUUAGGAGACAUCUGAAGGCAGUCCUGUUCAGGGGUGUAGGAGGGGGGUGCAGGGUGUGUGUGGCCCACCCUGGGUGUCAUCCUUGAGGGGGGUGACAAAAUGACACACUGAGGGGGGCAGCACUUACCGCGGGGCCUGGCCUGUAGCACACCCGAGCCACACGUCUCUCCUGGGAGUCAUGCAGUGGCUCGGGACCCCCGCUGCACGAAACAGCAGUGUGGGGCUUGCGUCUGCCAGGCGGACUCCGUGGGUGCCUCGCCGUGGUGCCCCCAUGCGCGGAUCACCACAGUGCCCCCGUGUGGCGCCCCCAUGUGCAGAUUGCCAUGGCACCCUCAUGUGGUGCCCCCAUGCAUGGAUGGCUGCGGUACCCUGCCCCCAGCGCUCUGGGUGUCAGAGCAGCUAGCUAUGCCCCUGGACCUGUUUAGGGAAGUUUUUAAUGUUUGAUGUUUUAUUGUUUUUAAUAUUCUGCUGGAAGCCGCCCAGAGUGGCUGGGGAGGCCCAGCCAGAUGGGUGGGGUAUAAGUAAUUAUUAUUAUUAUUAUUAUUAUUAUUAUUUAUUACAUACAUACAUACAGGCAUGCACCGCAAGAUGGCAUUCCUGGUGUGUGUGUGUGUGUGUGUGUGUGUGUGUGUGUUGUUGUUGUUGUUGUUGUUGUUGUUGUUGUUUAGAACAUUAAUAGUCAAGGAACCCUUAACAUCUUGCAAAAUAGGAACAGUUACCAGAAAAUAAGCAUUUGGAACAUAUGGUAUCUGUGCACUACAGACCUAAAAUAAUUUCCUCUGCCCAGGGGAUUCCCAUUAGCUGUAGUCUCAUGGCUUCUAGAGAAUCACUUGCAUUAACUUUAGUUAUAGGAUGGGGAAGUUUGUGGCAGUCAAAAUGGUAUAAAAUCUAUGUGCUGCAAGGAGGUUGCCUUUGGUAAUGAUAAACUUGACAUAAUUUGGUAGGUGCCUUCUAAACCUUUUUUAGAUCAGUCUUGGCUUUUAACUUGUAGAAGGAACAAAGAUGGGAGCAGAAGUUGCCUGAGUAAUCCUGGUUUUAUGUGGACACCGUGUAAUCACCGUACCACAGAUGUUGACAGCAUGGGGUGCUCUCAACAUAAGAAGCUGCCCUUGCACAGAAUCAAACCAUUGUUUCAUUUAGCCCAUUCUUGUCUAUAUUGACUUGCAAUGGCUCUUCAGGAUUUCAUAGUGUUUUCCCUCCCAGCCCUGUUUGGAGAUGUCAGGGGUUGAAUUUGGGAGCUUCUACAUGCAAAGCAGAUGCUCUUGUCACUGAGCUCUUGCCCAGGCACGGGUUUAUCACCUCAUCUGCUGCAUGAGGAAACGGUGUAAUUCAGUUAUAUAGUGCUUUUUAAGAAUACAUGUAUUCUAACGCGCCUUACAAAAAUCAAAAUGCAGUAAACAGCACUUAAAAGUAAAGCUAAGCUGGUAUAACAGCCUUUCUCAGCCUUGGGUCCUCAGAUGUCAUUGGACUACAACUCACACCAUCCCUAGCUAGCAGGACCAGUGGUCAGGGAUGAUGGGAGUUGUAGUCCAACAACAUCUGGGGACCCAAGGUUGAGAGAGGCUCUGGUAUAGAGCACUGCCUUCAAUGAUAUCUUAAGUCAUAUUUGGAGUAGACCUAUUGAAAUAAAUGAACUUAAGUUAUCCAUGAGUGAAUGUUUAAGUCCAUUGAUGUAAUGGGUCUACUGAUAUUACUUGAUUGGAUACCAUCCUGAGCUAUGGAUCCAGAAUAAUGUGGCUGAUAUCUUGCCUCUUCUGGGAACUUGCUAGGUAGACUUAGGAAAGCUGUUCUCUUUUGGCCUAAGUCUCCCCCACCUGCAAUUUAGGGGAUAAUAAGGUAGGCGUGCCCAACCUGGUGCCUCCAACUCAUAGGAUUCCUAAACAAUUUGUGGAGAGCAGCAGGUUAGUCAAGGCUGCCUUACAGGAUGGCUGUAACUAGAUUAUGAAGUGUUUCUAAACACUUGAAAGCACUCAGAACAAAUGUUUUUCAGUAUUAAAUAUUGGAAGUACUAACCAAAAAUUAAAUCAAUUUUUGGAUAGGAAUUUGGAGGAAGGUUUCAUUUAAGCUCCCCAUCCCCUCCCAAAAAAGUAAGAAGCUGCUUGUAUAUUAAACUUACUCUAUGUACCAAUAAUGGGAAUCCUUUGACCCCACUCUUUCAGAGGGUGUAUGUUAAUCGGCAUUCAGGAAUAGUGUACAAAAAUGCCUUGUGUCUUCAGCAUCAGCUUUGCAACUUGCCUCCCCCUCCUCCUUGAGAUAGGUAGAUUCAGGAAUGACUGUCCACCCCCUUUGUGUUGCCUGGACCUAUGCAUACCAGGACACUUGGUAGAAUAGUCACAAUAGAUAAUGCUGUCUUUGCAAAUACUUGACAUAAUUGCUAGUGCUAUAUUCUACUCAAGUGGAAUGCAACCAAGUAAUACUGAAUUCAUGCACAUGGCUGAGCAAAGGAUAAAACUGUCAGUGUUAUCUCUAGUGGGAGGUGCAGUUAUUCCUUUCUAUUCCAGAUCAUACUCCUUAGUUGCUGUUUCCAGGACAUUGCAGGCCAGUUGAAAAAAAUGCUCCUUUGUAAAGGACAAUGAAUCUAUAUUAAUACUGAAAGCCCAGACCCUAUGUGGGAAUGGGUAAAGGAGAAAUGUAGUUUCCCCUUGCUUGUUGGCAAAUAAUAACCUAUUUUCUAAUAGGUAGUAAAGUGCAGGUCUCUCCUUGCUGCUUGAUGAAGGGAAAGUCUAACUGGCUUCAGAAGGCAGGGGUAGAGCAGAUCCAGAAAAUACUUGUUUUUAGAGGUCUUUCCUGUAGUACAGUCGUACCUCAGGUUAAGUACUUAAUUCAUUCCGGAGGUCCGUACUUAACCUGAAACUGUUCUUAACCUGAAGCACCACUUUAGCUAAUGGGGCCUCCUGCCGCCGCCGCACCGCCGGAGCACGAUUUGUGUUCUCAUCCUGAAGCAAAGUUCUUAACCUGAAGCACUAUUUCUGGGUUAGAGGAGUCUGUAACCUGAAGCGUAUGUAACCUGAAGCGUAUGUAACCUGAGGUACCACUGUACACAUGAAAAGGAUCUAGGGGUCUUAGUGGAGUGCAAGCUUAACAUGAGUCAACAGCUGCAAAAAAAUGCUAAUAGUCCCACGCUAUUCUGCCUAGUCAGACCAUGCCUGUGUCCAGUUCUGGGCACCACAAUUUAAGAAGGAUAUUGACAAGUUGGAACAUGUGCACAGGAGGGUCUGGAAACCAAGCCUCCUGAGGAACUGUUAAGAGAAUUGAGAAUGUUUAGCUUGGAAAAAAGGAGACUGAGAGGAGAUGUGAUAGCCAUCUUCAAAUAUCUCAAGGGCUGUCACAUGGCAGGUGGAGCAUGCUUGUUUUCUCCUGCUCUGAAAGGUAAGACCCAAACCAAUGGCUUCAAAUUGCAAGAAAGGAGAUUCUGACUAAACACCAGGAAGAACGUUCUGACAGUAAGAGCAGUUUGACAGUGGAACGAAUUCCCUCCGAAGUUGGUGGACUCUCCUUGGAGGUUUUUAAGCAAAGGUUGGAUGGCCAUCUGUCAACUAUGCAUUUCAAGUGGUUGGACCAGAUGACCCUCACACUACAAUUCUAUGAUUCUAUGAAAUUGUGUACCCUAGAAGUCAACUUUGGAAGUCCCAAGUAAAAGCCAGCUGAAUAGCAUGGGUUAUUUAAAAGGUGAUAGCAUACUUCUUAGAUCAGCCUUUCUCAACCUGUGGGUCCUCAGAUGAUGCUGAACUACAACUCCCAUCACCCCUAGCUAGCAAGGCCAGAGCUCAGGGAUGAUGGGAGUUGUAGUCCAACAACAUCUGGGGACCCACAGGUUGAGAGCCGCUGCCUUAGAUUGUGGCUUACUGCCCUCCUGCUUGCGGCUACUUUGCCAUCUUUUAGUAAUAUGUAGUUACUUAAAAACCCAGCUUGUGUAUCUCAGAUACAUUUCUUGCAUGUAGGAAGGAAUUGCCAUCCACGAGUAUCCAAAAUAGCAACACUUAAUCUCUUACCUUUUUAAAAGUCUCUAAUGCUUUAAAUGUAGUAAUACAAAGAUUUUUAAGAUCCUGUUCUGGAUAAAUGUAUGGAAAGCAGAUGUGUCUCUGAAAGUGCUUUUGGUUCUUGGAACUUAAAACCUCCUACCCUGUAGUACUUCAUGAAUUACAAGUGAGGCCUAGGAGAAGGGCAACUCCACUGGGGCCCUUACAAUUUUCUGCAAGUAUUGUGAAGGCUGUAAGCCUGGAUUUGGGGGCUGGCACAGUCAUUGGGCACAGUGAGGCAGUGUCCUUGGGUAGAAGAUGGCUGGGAUGCUGUGGCAAGGUUUUGGGGGAGAAUUGUGUGGCAUAUGGCCUACCUUGCACUGGUGGAGGAUGCUGUUCCUUGCUAUCGCUGAGCGUAAGGUAAGGACUGCCAGUCUAUCCAUAGAAUGAGGAAGGGCAUCUUAUCCUUCACCAGUGGUGGCUGGCAUCCAUUGAUCAGAAGACAAAGGAGCCCAACAGUAAGCAGAGCCAGAAUCAAUGUCAGGCGGACACAACGAUUCUAGUUUUCUCCCAUUCUCCUCAACAGAGUUCUACAAGGGCAACAUUGAGGCUUGGGAGGAGGAAGUCAAGGCCAGCUCCUGGACUGGUUGCGGUAGGAAAGAAGGCAGGCGGGGGCUGGCUGAGGUUGGUGGGCAGUGCCCCAUUUGCCCAAAUGGACAACCCACCACUGUCCUUCACAUUUAGCAGUGAAACGCCUUGGGUUUGAUCACCUGUGGUGGGGGAAACCAAUGAUGGUAACUUGCAUAAGACCUUUUCCCAUCUGUCUAACAUAACUUGUGAUGGUAAACAACAAGUACUGAUAUGAAGGCAGUGGGCAGAUGGUUCAUAGGGCUGUUGCUUGGUUAAAGGACACUUAAUCGGCUGGCAUGUUAUUGACACAGUACAUCUAAAAAGAAGGCUGCUCUUCUAGAAGCUGUGUGUGCAUGAUGGGCCGAUGCCAGGGGUUAGCAUUGUUGGGCACUUGCAGCCAGAGCAGCAUAGCCCUGCUGCAGUCUCUUGGCAGUUUCUGCCCACUGUUCGUGUCGUCUCUCAUUAUACACUGGCUUUGCUUAGUCAAUUGUUACCAGGAUUUAUUUUCUAUCUGGAAGAAGAGUUUGGAUUUGAUAUCCUGCUUUAGCACUACCCGAAGGAGUCUCACAACAAACACUCUGAGGUAAGUGAGGCUGAGAGACUUCAGAGAAGUGUGACUAGCCCAAGGUCACCCAGCAGCUGCAUGUGGAGGAGCAGAGACGCGAACCUGGUUCACCAGAUUACGAGACUACUGCUCUUAACCACUACACCACGCCGGCUCCCAGGACACCACCUGCAUUAUUUAAGUGGCUUUGCUAACAGUAGCAAGGUUAAUACAGCCUAGUUAUGUGGAGCCUCUGGCCCAGGAAUAGCAAACAUGGCAUCCUUCAGAAGUCUACAACUUCCAUUGACCGCUGCCAGUUUGGCCAAUGCUCAGAGUCGUAGUCCACAGCAUCUGGAGGGCAUCACAUCAGCUACUCCCAGCUCCAGCCUAAAGCCAAAUGCAGGCCUCAGUCUAAUCCCUGGCACUCACUACAGACCUACACCAAGCUUCCUUUCUCCAACUCACUGUUCUUGCUCCAUUCCUUCCAUGUUUGUACUGGCAUCUGUGGUCGCUUGUGCAGCAUUGGUGAGAGGCAAAGGGGACUGCAGAGGAAUGGCGCUGAGCUGGCAAUGGAAGAUACCGCUCUUCCUCUGCCACUGGCAGCUUGCUGCAUUUUCCUGCUCCGCACUGUGAAGGGGGUUUGCCCAACUCAAGGCUGAGUUUUCAGCAGAAUUUGUAUUUGUAAGUGUCCUAGCAGGUCAAGGCUCUGAUACACAUGAAUGUGCGAUUGUGCUGCAGAUCCAACUCGGCUAGGCUUCAUACAAAAACGCAGCUCUUUGGGCAUGGUUUUGCAACGUGGUGCUUCAGCCCUACUCCAAACACAAUAAAAAAUAUAUGUAGCUGGGAUUAGGAAUAGUGUAAAUAACAUUCCUUGCUGUGUGUUGAGACUCCUCCGAGCAGUUUUAAGGGCUGACUGUUGGGUAGGGUGAGCUAGUAGCUUCUACGUCCCCCAAGCAACUUUCUCUUAAGAAGCUGCUAUGGGCAAUAUUGGGCUGUUCUCCUUCCUCUUGCAAAGAAAAGAGGGAUUUGGUGGUAGCUUCUACCUUCAAAAGCUACAGUGCUUUUUGUUGAGUCCCAGGCUGUGGGUAAAGUCAGUGUUUCAUGGUAGCAUCCCUAUGGGAAACUAAGCUUUGUGCAGACUUUAAAGGGGCAAACAAGCCCCUGCAGUUACAGCUUGCUCAAAGUGGUAUAGAAUGGAGGUGAGGUGAGGCAUCUUCAUCCUGUAAGGUUCAGUUGCUCAUUCUUCAGUGAAGGAUCUCUUGGCAGAGCACAUGAUUUCCAUAUGUGAAAAGGCCACUAUUUCAACCUCUGGUAUCUCAGGAUACCACAGUAUUGGUAUAGGCAGGUACAUGGCUUGACUUUGUAUUUGGCAAGAUCCUCUGUGUGCUUGUGUAUUAAGCUUCUUUGAGUGUUUGAAUUAUGGGGUAUGCAUCUAAAAUGAAUAAAUAACACUUUCAGGAAUGCCACCUUCUGGAUCCAGUUUUUUCCAGACUUUGGAGCGCUUAUACUGUACAUAUGUGUCUGUUCCCUUUAGCUGACUGGUGUACUUGCAAUGAAAUAUUCAGAAGUGAAAAUUUUGCAGGACAGCUGUGUGUCUUUUUUGCAUAUUGCUUCGCUUCGGGAAGUGUCAGUUGGGAAAGUCCACCUUUCCAAAUGCAGACUGAAAUACAAACUGAAUAGAUUUCUCCCCCUCCCUAGGAAGAACAUUAGGGUUGUCUCUUUUCUCCAAAAGGGUUUGAGAAAUGUGAGGUUGGUAUAUAACUGCAUCUCUAAAUCCCAAUGUAUUGAAACCUAUCUAUCAUCUGCGUCUCGGGCAAAAGAGGCUCCUUAGGACAUAGAAACCUACUUGUCCUAGACUCAGAUAGCUUUGCAUCUGGAAACUGGCAAGAAACUACCUGAAAGCUGUUGACUGACCUGCCCAGAUGAAACUGGAAAAACAUACUUUGGCACUCAGCUAUUGGUUGGCGCUGGUGUAUUUUCUUGAUCUUCUCACCAAAGGAAGUGCCAAGGCAAAUGUUGCAUGGCUUUAUUUUCCAACGCUGGUGCAGCCCAUAAGCAAUUUGUGCUUGGGAUUUAUUGGGGGAUUCCCGAAAAGUCUUGUGGCUCUUCAAAAAGUGCGACAGGCUUGCAGUGUGCUGGGUGAGCUGCGAGCAUGCAGGCUGCAAACAUGAGCAGGCCUGUUGGCUGUAAUUGUACCAAGAAAGGGGAAGCAAAACAUACAGACCUAGCAAUCAUGGCUUUAAGACUACCUUUGGAGUCUGAAUCUACAAAAUGUUGUCCUGGAAGAUCAGUCUUGCUUAUAUUCUGCUUCUCCAGUCAUAGGAGCAUUUACUCAAAUGCCAGUGGGCAUGCCUUCAAAAGAGAUCCUUCGGGACCUUGAGGGAGAUGUUGGGUAGAACUAGACAGAACACUGACUUUGGGUAGUUUAUCACCUAGGCAUCUACAGUCAUUUAAAACUGCUAAACAGAUGACAGUGUUUUAAAUGAGCAUGCUUAACAUAGCUGCAUCUGUUUUGAGAAGAAAACAGUCACAAGACACUGAUCUAGAACAUGUUACGGUUCUAGGCCAUGGACCUAUGUGAUGCCCCCUGCAACCUACUGAAAGUAGCUGGCAGCCUUCUGGCUGCUUCUCCCAGUAGUGUUUACUACAACCAGUAGCUGAAGAAGCAGUUGCGGGGGAGGAAGAAAGUUGUGGGGCCCUUCCCCUGCUAUUCCUCCAAAUGUAGAAGCAACCAGUUGAAUAACAUCUGUGUUCUUUCCUUGACUCGUACAACCGUUGGCAUGCAUGUGGUCAUGAGACAACAGAUCAGAAUUUGUGCUUAAUAGAAGAAUGGAGAGUAACAGGAUUGAGAACUUGCUCAGGUACAGCUACAUUCUAAGGAGUGGUCACAUGAUGUCAAAUCACCUUUUGAACUUCUGCCUUGUGCCCUGUUAACACAUGGCACAAAGCAGAACUGCUUAUUAAUUUUUUAAAAAAAACACUGUUAAGGUACAUCCCAAGUGGAUUUAAGCCCAUUUUGUGAACUCCAUACCGCCACACCUUAAAAAAAAACAAAAAAAAAACAGGCUCUCUCACCUUGGCAAUUGUAGUAUUUACAAAUGUGUUAAGACAGGUAGUAGUUUUACAUCCCUGCAACAUUUCAGUUGCAAAGAUGAUGAGGGACUUGGGUGCCAUGGCCAAGCAAAAGGGUGCAAAGGUGUGGACUGUAUUUGUGCCACCUCAAGAGAGAGAUCUUCAGGCUGCCUGGCCUCUGACCAUUCCCCCCUCUCAUGGUGUCUGCUGGUGCAAUGAGUUCCUUCAGCUGAAAUUAAAGGAGCCUGAGAGCUCUAUCUAGGAGGGAAACUGUGUUUCUUGGCCUCUAUCUACUUGGCUGAAGAGUAUCAAAGGAAUCUCAAUCACUAAAAUAUUAACUUUGUGAAACGGCAACCUUUGUACCCCUAAACAACCUGGUCAGCAUUCCACUUGCUUCAGUUGAGUGAUAACAAGCAUUCCAUCUUGAAGAGAAAACGGGUCUCUAGAAAAAUAAACGAAGCUGUUCAUUUAAUUUUGUUUCUACAAAUAUUUAUAGGUGGCUCCCUCAUAUAAAAUAUCCACGUGGCAUACAACAAAAAUUACACACAUAAUAAAAUGCCGUAACAUACCUAAUUAUAAAACUGGUGGUGCGUCUUGAAGAUUUAAAACAAAUUGAAUAGGCCUGUUUUUCUAGAUUAAAACGGGGGCUGUGGGAAGUAGACUAUGGGGCAGAUGGAAGUGUAGCCUUUGUGGUAUUCUGGAGCAAGGAGGGGCUUGUACAGAUACUGACAAGUCCAGAAUCCCUUCCAAAUCCCACACUUAGGCUUGGAAUUGGUCCACCUCUGUGCAAAAGCAUGUGGAUGGCACUGCUGCCGCCAUUGCUUGUCCUAACCUGAGCAUGCAGCUGUCUGGUGCUUAAAACAACUGUGUGUCUUACUCAGUAUAGCUAUGUUGAUAGGGUACCUGUCUUGCGUCCAGUUCCCAGCGCUGUGUAGUAAGAAUAGACUGCAUAGUAAAAUUAUAUUCUCCGUAACGCUUGAAUCUUAAGGUGCAGGGCUUGAAGUGUCUUGUGAAGGCUUUGGAUUGUUUGAGGCUGUAUGUUAUCUGUUGAAACAUCUUCCACAAAUGGCUGAACAAGUGACUCACUGGUCCACUGAUGCAGUGCUGUAUUGCAACUUCAAGUCUGCAAAGCGGGGCUACUCAAAAGUAAACACACACCCCAAGACCACAAGCAUUUGAUGCCUGCAUCCCAUGUCCUAAAUACUUUGAAAUACAGCCUCAACUAGAAUUUCUAGGAGGUCAAGCUCAGCAAAAGCAACUCUGCCAACAGCAGCCGGCAUUUCAAAGCUGAACCAAAUACCUGUAACAGGAAUGAAGGCCAGGUCUCGUGCAUAUGGACAUUGCAUAGCUAAUAGUGACCUUCCUGGCCUGAAAACUGUAGAUGUCCAAAGGCUUGCAGCUGAUCAAUGCAUGUAGAACUAGUCAUAUGGUGGAGCCUUCCUGGUGCUGUACCACUGAAAGCCCAACCCACCUACCACAUUCAAAUAACACUCCCAUAGCGUAAAAACCAGUGGGGGUGGUAGCUAGGGGAUAAGAGUUCUCGAGUGUGCCAAUGACCGUUCCAUGUUUUAAAGUGGUGCAGCUCUCCUAGGCAGUGGCGUAGCGUGGGGGGCGGGGGGGCGGCCGCACCGGGCGCAACAUCUUGGAGGGGGGGCGCUCGCAUUCGCAGCUCUCUGCCCCUACUAAAAUCCAUGGGUUAGGGGCGCAAAUUACUUGCCUUGCUGACAACCCACGCUACGCCACUGCUCCUAGGACUGCGUAAUAUUAUUCCCCGUCCAUGACUUCUAAGGAAUUGGGAUCUGCUGCAUUCGUGUACCAUAACUUACAAAGUUUCCCUAAACUAAAGGCUAAAGGUAGCAUUCUGAAGAGCCCUAGAGAAGCUUAAUAAACUCCCUUGCACAAACCAGAAUGAGGUCCCUAUGUGCAGGAAUGUGCAACCUCAGUAGCUACUUGAAGCAUGUGUCUUGGUGACUGGUUUACUGCUGUUUGAUCUCUCCUCUGCAACAGACCCCUGUCUUCAAUUCACUUGGAGAAACCAGCAGAGUCUCAAAAGUGAAUGAAAGGCAGGAUUAUACCUUGCAAUGUUUGUGCCUUGGGUAGGUUAGUUGCUCGCUAACAAAUCUGUUAGCAUGAUGUUAUUCUGCUAACAGAUGGCAACGAACAGGAGAUGGAAGGGCCAGCAGCAUUGAUUCCACCCACGUUCAUUCCUAUGCAAGCUAAUACUAGGCAAAGGCACAUGCCUCAUUUGUGCAGCAGAAUGUCUGGAGUAUCCCCCUUCAGCAUAUCGGCUGCAGACUAUGAUCCACAGUCAAAUGAAGUGAUUGGUGGGUGUGUUUCAUAAGAAAUGCCUUUGAGAACCUCUAUUUACCCAGCGGCAGGAUGGCGGGGAGUGUGCAAGAGUCCUUGGUCCGUGUGUGAUGGUCUUAAAGUGCCUUGUCCUUUAGUAUUGGUGGGGCUAGAUUGUACACACAUUCCCAGCCUCAACAGGUGUCCCCACUUAAUCUAAAUUCUAGCACUACUGUAAACUCUGAAUGGGGCCUGAUACGGGUUUGUACCCAUAUCGUGGAUGCAACCAUCAUUCUGUAAAAUGAAGGCAUUUGUUAUAUGGCAUGCCAGGAUCUUUGUAACUGAAUCACAUCAAGUCUUCAUGAGUAAUUCUUCACUGCAUCCUAAACUUAUUGUUGAAGGAACAUAAGCUCAGUAGCAGAGAACAGAAUAAUAAAAAAAAAUAUACGUUGCCCUUCUGACUGGGUGGCUUCCAGAAAAAAUACAUAAAAGCAAAAAAAAAUAAUUAAAAAAAUAAUGUAUAUGUGUUGCAUAUAUGUAUAUGUUUUGCAUAUAAUAGGUCCAGUUUCGGUCACUGUCCAACUCCAGUUCAAAAGGCUCAAGUAACAGAUAAGGACCGCCUUCUGUAGUGCUGUGCUGAAUGAACAAAUAGUCCUGAUAUAAAGCAUCAUUUUAUACUCCUGUUUCUUGAGAAUUAUGCUUUGUAACUCUUCAAUGCAACACAGUGGCAACACUGAAUUGAAUCCCGAUUUUUGUCUCCUGAAGGUCAGAGUAGUAUGCCUGUCUGCUGCUAGCUGGAUUCCAGUCACGUUACCAAGUGCCGCAUUUGCUCCUGGAGUUGAGACUGGCCUCUCUCACCAUGUCGAACGAAGUGGAAGCAACUAGUGGAAACAGUCCGCCUGCCCAGCAACAGGCACCACCGAAAACACAGCCUUUCAAAAAGGAGAAGAAGAAAGGUAAGGCAGGAGUGGCACCAGGAGGCAGGACAGCUCUGCAGCUCCUAAGGCAGAGGUUGGCAAACUAAGGCCCGUGGGCUGGAUACGGCCCACCGGGCUUGCUAAUCCAGUCUGCGAACCUUGCGGUCAGUCCCCGCGCGGGGACUGACUUCCGUGACGCGGGCCGGGUUCUGAUUGGCUGCAGGAAGCUCCUGCAGCCAAUCAAAAGCCGUGAUGCCUCUGGGUGGGCAGCGACACUGGCAUGGUUUCUGAUUCAGAAGCCACAGACGCCUCUGGGUGCCACCCCUUCCUUCCUGCUGAGGUGGCCGAGCAGGAGGAAGCAGCUGAGCGGGAAGAAAGUGGCAGCGGCGUGGAGGCUGCCUCUGCCACCCAGGCCAGCAGCAUGGGCUCUGUGCCCCGCCAAGACAGAGGAUGCCAACACCGCCGAAGACUAGGCAGUGUCGGCGGCUGCGGCAUGAGUGGCAUAGGUGGGCGGGCCUUUCGGGAGGGGUUGCUUUCAGGAGGCGGUGGGCCCAGCCCCCCACAAGGUCUGAUGGACAGUGGACCCGCCCCCUCCUGGAAAAGUUUGCUGACCCCUGUCCUAAGGAGUUGCCAAUAAUUAAGAGUUGCUGAAAACAAGCAGCAGUUGCUGUGGUAAAUACUCGAUGACAGGGAAUUUAGUCAAUUAGUUCUCAACUUUGCAACCUUACGUUCACAAAGCCUGUCCAUCAUUAGUCCUUUUGAUGGGUGGUUAGUAACAAAAUCGUGGAGACUCCCACCUGCCCAACUGGUUUUUGGUUUAAAAGGAGUCAUAAACCAGAGCGUUGAAAUAAGCAGACAAGCAGGAGUUUGGCAGAAGGCUGCCACCUAGGGGCUUUGCCUUGGACUGCACAGUCACAGAUGGAUCCGUGAGUAAGCAGACAGUGGGCAAGGAAUCUGCCGCAAACUCUGGCUCUUUAUACCUAAAAUGUUUGUGAGUGGAUUGACCCUACUCUUACCCAAGAGCAUUCCACUGCCAGUGUGGAGAUGAAACGGUGGUUACACACUGAAUGUUGGUAUAGCUGAUGGUGCAUUGUUAGGAAUGAACAGAGAUGCAGGUUCUGAUUUUUUAAUAGCCUGUGCAGGUCAAACAAAAGCACAUGACCAUAAAACUGGUUUUUCAGGACCAGAAAAGACAGAAGAAUUUCUCUUGGCCAGAUUUCAAGGUGAUGGUGUAAGAUACAAGGCCAAACUGAUUGGUAUUGAUGAUGUCCCAGAAGCAAGGGGAGACAAGAUGAGUCAGGAUUCAAUGAUGAAGCUGAAGGUGAGUCUCUCGUAUUUCCUGCCUCUUUGUUUUUUUAAGGUGUUGGAUGAUGAUUGUAGUUUCAUGGGGGCUAGGGAUUACUAAUGGCAUCCUUGCAAAACUGCAGUUCCUAGAAGGUAUUUUGGCAACAAUUAUUAUAGGACCUUUCCUCAAGUAUCUUAAACUAGUGGAGAAUGGGUCCUAGCACAUACUGCAGGUUGCUUAUAGUGCUGAUUCAGAUAACAAUAUAUAGUGGCAAAGUCGAAAAUUUUCAGGUUAAGUGGAAACAUUGCUAGAACAUUAUGCUGUAGAUAGAACUUGCAUGCUGUUUUGGGACUCAGGUUUGUUCCAUUUAGCUUCUUAGGUGGAAUGUCACCACCUCAUGUCAGAAUUUUGUUUAUUUCCUCCUGCAAAACAACUUCAUUAAGACAAAUGAGUUCUUGCUUAUGUAUUGAAACAGUGCUGGUAAAUUCCUCUGAGACAUGACUGUUCAUAACACUGUCCUCCCACAGUGUUGUCUGAAGGCCACACAUGAUGCCUUCAUGUACUGAAUGACCCUCUGAAUAGCCUCUAGGUGUGGUGGUAAUGCCUGGGGGCUGCUUGUCAACAAACACUUUUGAGUUUCUAAGUUUUACUUAGACCUGGAACGCAAGACAAAGGUUGCAAGACAAUCCCCCACCCACCCAAACAUGCAAUAAAUCCUAAAAUGUGAGGGAACUGGGGAGCAGUAUAUAGCUGGUAUUCGACUUGGCAUUUUCAUAACUCAGAUAUAGGGAAAUUCAGAUAUGCUGAAAUGAAGAUUGUGUUAUCCACUGGUCAGUGGCCAUGUUGGCUAAUGGAGAGUUGGAGUCCAACAUCUGGGAGGGAAAUGGAUUCUCCAUCCCUUACCCUAAGUGAUAGCCGUAAGCUGCAAUAAGUUUAUAUCGACAGUACGUCUUGAAUACCGAAAUGUCUUUGCUGUUCCAUUUGUAGGGAAUGGCGGUAGCAGCCCGUUCUCAAGGACAGCACAAACAGAAAGUAUGGGUGAACAUCUCUCUUGCUGGGAUCAAAGUCAUAGAUGAGAAGACAGGGGUAAGUUCUGAGGAGGCCAAGCUGAACCCAUUAGGAGAAACUGUCCAUUCUCGUAAUAAAAAAAAAAAGUGCCAAUCUAACCUAAAACUUGUUGGGGUGAAGAAACUUCUAAAAAUGUGCUGAACUUAAAACAGCAGCUUUCCCAUUAGAGACAUUUCAAAGAAAUGCAGAAACUGGCCCAGGCCAGUUAAGUUAUCCAUCUAGUUAAUUACCCAUCCAGGUGAAGUAUUUCAUAAUGGACCAAACUCUAGUGCCAAACCUCUAACGUGGGGACGGCUGUAGCUUUUCUAGCAAACCUUGACUCACCUCACAGGUCACUUCAGCCCUAUCUAGGAAAUUCUGGCUGAUGAACACCAAGUGAAAAUUUUAAUUGGGGCAUUCUAUUUUUCUUGGGCUAAGGGCUAUGUAAGAAACAGGCAGCUUCCAGUCCCUACUGGAGUGUGUGUGUUUGUGUGUGUGUCAAUGACUUAGUGUUUACUUCUAAGCCGAAGAUUAAAACUUUACCAUAAAGCACAAACUACUCCUAACAAAAUAAAAAAAAAUUCCUUCCAGUAACACCUUGGAGACCAACUAAGUUAUUGGUAUGAGCUUUCAUGUGCAUGCACACUUCUUCAGAUAGAAAGCUCAUACCAAUAAAUAACAUAGUUGGUCUCUAAGGUGCUACUGGAAGGAAUUUUUUUAUUUUGUUUCAACUAUGGCAGACCAACAUAGCUACCUACCUGUAACAAUCUACCUUUUCUAACAAUCUCUGUGCUAUUGCUAUAAUCUUCCCAGUGCUGAGAUAUGGUCCAGAGAUGCUUCUGGUCAUAGCACGUGCACAUGCAGUGCACGCCUCAUACAGAGAGCCUAAAAUAUUUGAGCUCUAUUGAUGCUGACUACUUUGUUGAAUGAGGAGUGCUGAAACAAAAGCGAGCUGGACUGGCAGCAGUCUUUAUGGGGAAGUCAAAUUUCCAGGGCACACUUAAGACAGCAAAACAUGAACAAGUCGUUCUCAUAUCAGUGCUCCCAUAGAACAGGACUAGAAUCAUGGGCUUGGAAGACGGUUGACUUUGGACUUGGGGUGGAGGAUUCUUGACUUGUGUAAGAGCAGUUCAGUGGGACCAAUUACAUAAAAGGGUAGUGAACUCUACUGUAGAUCUUCAAACAGAAGAAUAGGCACCUGCUAGGGGAUGCUCUGCAAAGAGUGGCCUACAAGACCACCAGUGCAAGGUUUACACAUUUUCAAGAGUUAAAGUCUGGCACCAUGUCAUCCACUUUGAUUCCAGGUUAUUGAGCAUGAGCAUCCAGUCAACAAAAUAUCCUUUAUAGCCCGGGAUGUGACUGACAACCGUGCCUUUGGCUACGUUUGUGGAGGAGAAGGGCAGCACCAGUUCUUUGCCAUCAAAACAGCACAGCAGGUAAAACUUUACAUCGUGGGACCAGUGGUGCUGAUGUGCUGCUCUUCUAAGUAGCAUUCUGGGUGCAUGUUCAAUGCUGCACAGUACAAAAUUGCAAAUGGAAGCUGUCGCUCUCUACUUAAAUUGCAGGAUUGACAAAAUUUUCACACCGAGUAUGGUUAAAACUGGGGAAGUGGUUGCCAUAAGUGUUUUGGCCACCAACUUGGAAGCUUAGAUGUACUGUUAAAUUGCUUAUCUCUGAGGCUUGGCAUUUGCUACAUAUUUAAUAGGUUGCAGGGGUUGGAGAAAUGUUGAGCAAGACCAGUGUGGUGUAGUGGUUAGAGACUAAGACCUGGGAGACCAGGGUUUAAAUCCCCACUCGGUCAUGAAGCUCAUUGGGUAGCCAUGGGCCAAUCACCAACUCUCAGCCUGUUUGGGCAUUUGUUGUUGUUGUUUAGUCGUGGCCGACUCUUCGUGACCCCAUGGACCAGAGCACCCCAGGCACUCCUGUCUUCCACUGCCUCCCGCAGUUUGGUCAAACACAUGCUGGUAGCUUCGAGAACACUAUCCAACCAUCUCAUCCUCUAUCGUCCCCUUUUCCUUGUGCCCUCCAUCUUUCCCAACAUCAGGGUCUUUUCCAGGGAGUCUUCUCAUGAGGUGGCCAAAGUAUUGGAGCCUCAGCUUCAGGAUCUGUCCUUCCAGUGAGCACUCAGGGCUGAUUUCCUUCAGAAUGGAUAGGUUUGAUCUUCUUGCAGUCCAUGGGACUCUCAAGAGUCUCCUCCAGCACCAUAAUUCAAAAGCAUCAAUUCUUUGGUGAUCAGCCUUUUUUAUGGUCCAGCUCUCACUGCCAUACAUCACUACAGGGAAAACCAUAGCUUUAACUAUAUGGAUCUUUGUCGGCAAGGUGAUGUCUCUGCUUUUUAAGGUGCUGUCUAGGUUUGUCAUUGCUUUUCUCCCAAGAAGCAGGCAUCUUUUAAUUUCAUGACUGCUGUCACCAUCUGCAGUGAUCAUGGAACCCAAGAAAGUAAAAUCUAGGGAACUCUAAACACAGCAGGAAAUUGGAACACUGGGAGAAAAUGCCACUAGUAUAGGCCUUUAAUUCUGUUCCUUGAAUUCUAUUCCACUCCAUUUGGAAAUGAGCUGAACUGUGAAUUCUGCCACAAAGUGGAAAUCUAAGUCCUGUCCAUUCACUCACUCACUCACUCACUCACUCACUGCCUGUUAUUCUCUUCUAGGCUGAACCUCUAGUAGUAGAUCUGAAGGAUCUAUUCCAAGUAAUCUAUAACAUGAAGAAAAAAGAAGAGGGUGACAAGCGAAAGGUAAUGCUGUCUGUUGUUAAGUUUUCAGAUUUUUAGGCUGCACAGUAGCCAUACCUAAGAUAAAUGAAACCUGCUAUUGAUCUAAAGUGGCAGUGACUGAACCAUGAACUUGGUUGAUCUAAGAUAAAUCCUACACAGCUGGAAGGAGCCUGUCUAAACUUGGCAAUACCACUUACUCCCAGAUAAGUCCACUCUUCAGGUACAGAAGAUCAGUCAACAAGGUAAUGGGGUAAAAAGGAAAAUGAAUUCAUCUAUUUGGGUUGGAAGAUCUGUUCCAGGGUGAGGGUGUAAAAAAGUAAGUAGGAAACAAGGUCAGCAACCCUAAAAGUAUCAGUCUAGCCUGAAGGAAAUUGAGCACAGGUUAAAGGACAGACUAGGAAGCUUGGAGGUUCCUCAGUCUGCUCCUUCCCAUGCAGACAGAGUUGCCUGCAGUGCAAUCUGAGUUGCAUCUCAGCAGUUCCAACAUGUAAUAUGAUAUCCCUUCCCUUAAGGGAAGGGACCAUAGCUUGAUAGUGAAGAACAUACCUUGCACCAAGCAGAUCCCAUCUAUGAGUUGUGCAUGCUCUAGUUCAGGUAGCAAGUGAUGGGGCAGACAUUGGCCUUCGACAACUGCUGCCCAUCGGUGUAGACAUGGACAAAUAUAUAAAGCUUUUCUAUAAAUGUUGAUGGCAUGAUGUCUUUUUUCUUUUUUUUUCAGAACGAAGAGGCCAAUAAACCUGUUGAGGUAAGAAACAAAUUGAUCUUUAGGCCUGAAAAACCAAAUGCAAUUGCCUGUUAGACUUUUAAGUACAUUUGCUGCUUACAAACAAUGUGAAAAUGGGGGAAAGCUUAUUCUUACUGAGUAUCUGUGUAGCAGAGACCAAAAAACACACAUUCUCUCUCCUUUGUUCCAGAAUGGCAGUGAUGAAACAGCUACUGAACGAGCCGACAAAAUAAAGCUGGUAUGUGAUUUCUUUUUUCUUCUGUAUCAUGCCUCCCCCUCCCCCCGUCAUGGGACCAGUGAGGAAUUCAUGUGGUUUCCAGAUAGUCACCCACCCAGGCACUGACCAGCCCUGGUUGACUUCAACAAAAUAGUGGCCUCUUCUGCUUUGAGACCACACCCAAGGUCCCUAGAGAGGUUUCACAUAUGAGCAGCCAGUUGAUUGACUGAACAAACUGAACUACUACAGAGAAGUAGACCACAGAGACUUGGGCUUCCAAGCAUGCUCUUGGUUAGACUCGAAUGACCUUGCAGGCUGAGGUGUAUGAUAGAUUUUAAUUUUCUGUCCAUUUUGUUCUUAAAGGGUGUGGAGCAGAUGGAUCUGUUUGGAGACAUGUCUACUCCUCCUGACCUGAACAGCCCCUCAGUGAGUAGUAAAGACUUGGAUUUGUAGUGUUGAUAGCUUUUUAAAUGACUUAAUGGUAGGAGAAAUCUUCUAAGGACUGGCCUGUCUUGGAUGCUUAGGGGUGGUUUCAGAUGAGCAGUUGACUACCUAUCCAUAUGAUUGAACUUUUCUAUAUACAAAUGUGAACACAGUCCCACCCCCCAGAGUAAGAUGCAUGAAAUUGGGCCCAUUGCCCAUUUGUACCUAUCAGGAAUUGCCAUGUUGGCAGGAUGGCAUUGACUUAGUAGAGGGGUAGCUAAAAUGGUGCCCUUCAACUCCCAUCAUCCCUGACUAUUGGCCAUGCUCACUGCAACUGGUGGGGAGUAUCUGGAGGGCACCAUACACGUUACCGUAGUUUAGUGGAAGAGAAUAUGCUUUAGAGAUUGGCUCAGCCAUAUUAAAUACACUAUUCAGGGAUUCGAACACUGCCGCCAGAAUCAAAGCUGUGAACCAGUAUUUUAAAAUCCCUACAUACAUGUAGCUGGAUGCAUUGGGACAGGGAAUAUAUGCAAAAGUACAAUGUGCUUCUCUAAGAUAUUCCGAGCAAGGGUUGAAAAGGAAACUAGAAGAAGUACGAAGCACUGAGAAUCCUGGUUGGAUUUAUGUGACCACAAUUGCCGCCAUGUUCAGGCUUCCUAGUCAGAUGCCUUUGGGAAGAUUGCAACUCUUGGGUGCAAGUACUUGUGGUUUUUCCAGACAGGCCACCAUGGCAUUAGGGGUCCUAUCCACGAGGAGGAGAAAGUUGAUAUCUGGGGCUACCCCCUGGGCUGAACCUAAAUACAAAGGUAGGCCCAUGGGAGUUGGCCAAGAGCAGACUGAGGUUAGUGGUUUCCAUUUUCCCUAAUGGACCAGACUCCAUUCAGCAUUGUGUAAACAUUCUCUCUUUACCACAACUUCAGAACUGAUGCUCCUGAUCUUCAAAUCUCCUGGUUGAUUGUCCAAUAAGUGCACAAAAUUCACUACAGGGUUACCUAUCAAAUGUGAGGGCAUGGGAGUGUGUAGUUCACAGGUUUCUUAUUUUAAGAAUUGCUGGAGUCCAUUGCCAUUCUGCUUGCUCUGUGAUUUUUAAUAAGCACAUGAGACUCUCUUGCACAUUGUCUACAGUGUCUCUUCUGCUAAUCAGUCUUCUCUCUCAAACCUAAUAGGAGGAGGAUAAAGAGAUCCUGUUAGUGGAUUUAAAUUCUGAAAUUGAGGCCCCUCCGACUUCUCUCAAAGAGGAGGAUAUUUUCUUGAAUGACAUCGCGCCUCCCCUACCACUGUCCAAGCUGCAGCCACCUUUCUUGCCUGACAAUGCUUUCUCUGCAAAUCUCAGCUUCUUCCCCACCCCAAAUCCUGACCCUUUCAGGGAUGACCCUUUCACGCAACCUGACCGAUUGUCGCAGCCCCCAAUUGAUUCUUCUCUGAAGCCUCCCAGCCAGAAGAUGGGAAGUGUUGUGACUAGCCCCAUGGGGAGCGGUGGUAUGAAUGGGGAUGUAGACUACUUUGGGCAAGAGUUUGACCAGAUCUCCAACCGAACUGGCAAGCAGGAAAUGCCAGCCAGCCAGUGGCUGCUUGAGAGUAAGCCUGCCCAACUAGCCGCGAGGACUCCAAAUGGGGUGCCGGAGAGAGAACAGAACGGCUUCCCUGCCACGUCCCCAGUAAAUGUCUUUCUGGAGAGCUCUUCCAAAGGAUUACCAGUGCAAAAUGGAUUACGGCUAGACUCCGAUAGCAACGGCCAAUUGAUGUCGCAUGACUCUAUCACGAUUAGCCCACCUCCCCAAAGCACCAAGCCAGGAAGAGGAAGGAGGACUGUUAAGGUGAACAAUGGUGCAUGCACAGAGUGGUGACAUGCAUGUUUUCCUACUUGGACUAGGUGAAGGGAUUUCCCUCCCCCUUCCUCAACAAAACCUCUGCUGGCAGAGAACUAGCUUGCCUUCGGUCCUCUUAUAAGCUGUCGGUCAUAGCCAUAGCAAACCUUAAACUCUGUGGCUUGGCUUUCUGUGUACAUCAAUCAUUCUUUCUAAUCCUAACUUUCCUCUCUCCUCCUAAUGCUGCCAUGUCUCUGUAGCUCUGGUAAGUAAGACGCUUAAACUCCUAAUGCAUGUGUUGAAUGUAGCUUUGGGGAGAUCAUUGGUGUAGUUCAGUAACAAGGUGUCGAGGUGUUGCAUCGGCCUUGCAAUAUAAAAUAUCUCUAUUUGGCUGCAGCCCUUCUUGGUUGCUACCGUACAGAACUGACAGAGAAUAUUGUCGACCAAAGGUGGGUAACUUGUUGCCCUCCAGAAGUCGCUGGACUACAAAACCCAUUGUCCCUGACCGUUGACUAUGCUGGCUGGGCCUGAUGGGUACUGCAGUCUAAAACGUCCUAGAGGUUCUCCAUCUCUGCUGUAGAUGGGAGCCCACACUCAUCUUUAAUAAGAAUCGAUUUAACUUAGAUGCACACUAUAGGACUCUUCAGCCAUUCAGCCUAUAGGACAGUUUGGGGGGGUUGUAGUGCUUGUAAUAGCAAUCUGGGCAAUGUUUAACUUCCUGUACAUAUAUAACCAUUAUGCCUGGUGUGUCUUCCCCACCAACACAUUUCCAGGGUUCAGCCAGUAGUGACCUGUUUGGCUCAGGCAUCUUUGCUCCUGCAACAAGCACUCUGACAACUACAGCGCCGCCUCCACCUGCACAGACCAAUCCUCUAGACCUCUUCAACACUAGUGCUCCUGUAGCAGCACCCAUGCCUGUACUAGGUUAGUAAAGUCUGUUCUUUCCUUGAGGCAGGGAUGGAGAAUCCUGUUCUCGGGCUACAAGUCCCAUGAGCACCAGUCAGUGUGGCCAAUGGCUUGUGGGGUUGCAGUCCCAACAUCUGGAAAGCCAUGUUGAUGGAUCUGUGUGUACCUUCGUUGCAAAGCAAUUUAAUGUCUGUAUCUUGUCUUAUGCAGUCUGGUUUUUUGUGUUCAGUUCAAAGGCACAUAUUGUGAGAUCCAGAAAGACGGUAAGACAUUGGGAAGGACUUUACUCAACAUGCCAUAGGUUUCCCCACCCAUGGUUUAAGCUUCUUAGGUGAUCCGCUUUAUAAGCUGAGUUGUAGAAUUUCUGAAGGUUAAAAAACAAAAAAACUAUCAUAAUUCUAGGGCAUGAUUUAAGUCCUGUAGAGACACUUGGGGGCAGAAGUACCAGUAAGCUCACUAUAUUUUAUGGGAAGAUUUCUAGCCUGCCUUUUCAGGGCAUAACAGCCUCCACAAAGUGGUAUAUAAUUAAGGCUGCCAUACGUCCAGAUUUUCCCAGACAUUACCGGGAUUUCAAAGGCAGAAUUGACAUCUGGGGGAAUUACCGAAAUUUACCUUAAAAAAACCUGCAAAGAUUGCACCGAAGUAACCGCUAGGCUAAGCUGGCUCGUUUUUGCCAACAAUAGAAGAAUGGCAAGUAAAACUUAUAGGCUAUGCAGAAAUGGCAAAACCCAGACACUCUGACAAUGAGAAGCUUAAAAAAGAAUGGGAAAAUUUAUUGUGUAUGUGCAGAAAACAAGUUAAUACGUUGGCAGGUUUAUAUUAAGCACUUGUAAGUAGUAAGGAAUUAGAGAAUGCAAAGGUGUAACAAGUGGAUAAAAAUGAUAACAAAAUGCAGAGAAUGAUGUAAGAUGUAAAGAACCAGUAGAAGGGGGUGGAAGGAAGUAUUGAGCUUUAAAGAACCUGAAAAGGUUUGUAAAAUAGUAGGAUUUUUUAAUUAGAAGUAUAAAUGUUAGAUGGUGGUUUGAUUUUUGUAUCCUUAUUUUAUUAUUAUUUUUGAAAAAUUAAUAAAAAUGGUGGUUUUUUUAUGUAAAUACAAUUUUGGGGGUGUUCUGGUUUUUACUUUUUGAAAUAUAGCAACCCUAUAUAUAAUUCCAGAAUAAAACUUCAUAAUUAGGAUCCUCAAGUAAACACAUUACACGCCCCCACACACAUAAAUGAACAGCACAGAUCAAUCCAGGCACAGAAGUUUAAAUUAAAUGGAGAUUUGAAACUGUUAGCCUUGCAGUGCUAAUAUGAGGAAGGGGUGGGCAGCCUCUGCACCUCCCUGUACGUGUAUCCCAGGCAGGUGUGUUCCUCCAUCAGGUGCUUGUUUUUAGUAGUGGAGCUGGCACUAGUCUUUAAGGUAAGCCAGGAUUAACUGAGCAAAGGAACUUGUUUGGGGGGCAGGAAUAAACUGUUUAGGAACCAUGUUGCCGUGGUAAGGUGGCUCCUCUGAAUGACCUGUUGGUUGAGCAUUCGUUCUGAUUUGCAUGCACAAAGUUUAUGCAGAGGUUAGAUUAGAUCUGGUUAUUUUUGUUGAGCAUUCAUCAUCUUAAUUUGCUUCUGGGGUGUUCAAACGUCUUCCGGGGAAGGCUAAGUUUCCAGGCAUCUAGUUGAAUUCCUCCUGCCAAAUGGUGAUAAUCAAGAGGCGUUAGUCUUUUUAUUAGGAUGGAGAAAUAAUGAAGCUGAGGGACUGUGUUCCUUGCAGGAAAAAUGACUUUGACCCUCAACUACUUACCUUGGCAAGGCUUGUGACAAAAAAAGUUGUGGCAAACCCAGUAUUACCAGGGGAAGGGUUUUGCCAUUAUACCUUUUUGAAUACAGUUUUCUGGGAAUUUCAAGUGAGGAGAACACUGUAGCUGCUCAGGCGCUGCUCCCAGGUUUCCCAUGGGCAUCUGAUUCGCCACUGUGAGAAGUAUGCUGGCCUAGAUAAGCCUAUGCCCUAAUCUAGUGGGGCUCUUGAGUCUUUAAUACAGAUAGAUUUAAACCUUGUGCUGGUAUGUGCAAUAAUAAUAAUAAUUAAUUACUUAUACCCUGCCCAUCUGGCCGGGUCUCCCAGACACUCUGGGUGGCUCCCAACAGAAUAUUAAAAACACAAUAAAACAUCAAACAUUUUUAACUUCCCUAAGCUUCAGAUCCUGAAGCUGAGGCUCCAAUAAUUUGGCCACCUCUUGAGAAGAGAAGACUCCCUGGAAAAGACCCUGAUGUUGGGAAAGAUGGAGGGCACAAGGAGAAGGGGACGACAGAGGAUGAGAUGGUUGGACAGUGUUCUUGAAGCUACGAACAUGAGUUUGACUAAACUGCGGGAGGCAGUGGAAGACAGGAGUGCCUGGCGUUCUCUGGUCCAUGGGGUCACGAAGAGUCAGACAUGACUAAACAACAACAAAGCCGGGCUGCCUUCAGAUGUAUUAUGAAAGUCAUGUAGUUGUUUAUUGCCUUGACAUCUGAUGGGAGGGCAUUCCACGGGGUGGGCACCCCCACCAAGAAGGCCCUCUGCCUGGUUCCCUGUAACCUCACUUCUCUCAGGGAGGGAACCGCCAGAAGGCCCUCAGAGCUGGACCUCAGUGUCUGGGCUGAACGAUGGGGGUGGAGAUGCUCCUUCAGGUAUACUGGGCUGAGGCCGUUUAGGGCUUUAAAGGUCAGCACCAACACUUUGAAUUGUGCUUGGAAACAUGCUUUUCCCCCCAACUAAGGUGUUUGUGGAGUUGCCUGAUGAGAGAACAGCAUAACCUAUUGAUGUGUGGGCUUUUUCUCCCCAGGUGGCCUGCCUUCAACUGCUUCUCCAACACCAGCCUGGGGUCCCCAACCUGCAAUCUUCAACCAGCCUUCUUCAGCCUUUCCUGGAUCUGUUCUGGGUGUUCAGCCAGCAAGCUUCCCUCAGCCUCUUGGCUUUGACGCUGCUCCACAAGCUCCCAGCUGGAGUCAGCCACCAUUGUCCUUAGGAGCCCCCAUCCAGGCUCCAGCUCCCGAUCUCUGGGGUCAGCCUGUGCGGGGUCCUCCUCCUAAUGCGUGGGUCCAGCCCUCCAGCACUGGGAACCCUUUCCAGCCCUCCAUAUUCCCACCUCCGCUCGCAUCCCAGGGCCCCUCUCUGUUGCCUGCUAGAAGUCCUCCUCAGUUGCCUCCCAGAACUGCACCUCAGAAGGAGUUGCCCAAGAAGGAAAGCGACGCCUUCACUGCUUUGGAUCCCCUUGGUGAUAAGGAAAUAAAGGAUGUAAAAGCCAUGUUCAAAGACUUCCAGCUGGCAAAACUGCCCGCCGUGCCUGCGAGGAGGGCAGAGCAGCAGCAGCAACAACAAGGUCUGUCGGAAGCUUCUGGAGCCUUUGCCAGUUAUUUCAGUAACAAAGUGGGGGUUCCUCAAGAGUUGGCUGACCACGAUGACUUUGAAGCUAGCUGGCUGGCUACAAAAACUGGUGGUAAAUCUGCUAUAUUCCUUGAGGGAACCUUAAAGUUCUGACCUUUCUCCUCCCCCUCACAGAAGACGCAUACAGUGGAACCUCGGUUGUCGAACGUAAUCCGUUCCGGAAGACCGUUCUACUUCUGAAACAUCUGACAACCGAGGCGCAAAGGGCUGUCAGCAAUUUCCACUGAGAAAAUUGAAAAACUUGCAGCGGAAGCCGUUUGGCUUCUGAGGCGCCUUCAAAAACAGAAGCACUUACUUCCGGGUUUUCGGCAUUUGGUUUCCAAAACAUUCGGCUUCCGAGGUGCUCAAAAACCAAGGUUCCACUGUAUUUUAGUGGACAUGCUGCAUAUUUUUAAGUAGUCUCUGGGGCAGGUGGAUGUGUGCUUUAACCUGGGAUGGGCAGAUGGUUAGCAUCUUCUUUUGGGGCCCGUGGGCACAUUUGAAAACUGGAGGAAGAAUUGUGGGUGCCAUGCUACACCACAACUGAAGUAGAAUGCUUGCUUCAGUGACUAAUUUCAGGGUGAUGCUGGUAAGAGGACUUUAUGAGCCCCAGAGAAGGCCUCUGUGGGCACAGUCUGUCCCUGCCAGGUGCCAUAUUGACUGCUUAAGAAGCCUUGCUUCUGAAUUCUGUGCAUGUGUAAACUAAAUGGUGGUGUCCACUGAUCCACCUGCAAUGUGUGCCCUCAGCAGAAAAACACAGCACUUGGUGCCAAGUGUGGCUGUGUUUGCUGUGUUAUGUGAAAUGGGUGGCUUACAGUGUCUGGUGGUUUAACAAUAAGUCUGUUCUGCAUUGCAGUGCCACCAAAUCCUGUUCUCAGGCCAAACACUGUGCCAACUGCCAAGCCUGCUGAAGACCUAUUUGAAAACCCUUUCAAGACAGACCCUUUUGCUGUUCCAUCGCUAAACUCGGUAAGUGGCAGAGCAAACUCCACUUCUAUGUAUCCAUGGCUGUACUUCUGUUGGCUGUAAAUUAUGGACCAUUUCUUUCUCCAGAGUUGAAGCACCCCUGGGGUCCUAUUGCCUUCUAACAAAAGCUGGCACUGUCCCCAGUUAACCCAAGUGCAGGUGGCAGGAUAACUGUAAAAUUAUCUGUCUUGGCCCUUGCUAUUCGAACAUGACAGCGUGAUCAAAAGUGUUUAUAGUGUAGCUUAAAGCUGGCAGUCUGUACAGAUAAGAGUGUGUUAACACCAACCACUGUGGUUUAUUCAUUGAAGGCUCCAUGCAUAUUUAUUUGAAAAAGAGGAUAGAUGUAAGAAUAAUCAAGCACCCUUUGACCCGUGGUUAGAAGGGAAGGCACACUCAAGCAACAUGCUUGUUAGCCAACAGCCUGCAGACUGCACUGAUCCUUGACCAAAAUAAUUGGCAGGGGUUGUAUGUUUGCAUAAUUCAGUGGCAUGAGCAACACUUUGCUGUAAGACCAAACCACCAUAGUAUAUGGUGCCAUAUUGGAAGCGCUGUGCAUUUUUUCCUCCACCACCUCCUCUCUCUCUCUCUCUCUCUCUCUCUCUCUCUGUGUGUGUGUGUGUGUGUGUACACACACACACACACACACACACACACACAAACAAUAACACAAUACCCAACACCCAGUUUCUGAAGGUGCCUUGAACGGAACUGUUGCUUGCAUCGCCUGUCACCUGCAAGAGAUCUGUACUCUAGAUAUUGCAGCUGGUAAUGGGGGUUGAUGUCAACCACAACUCUCACUUAAGAAGCAUGAACUGCCUCUGAACAAGCUGCUGCAACCUUACUGGAUGUGAGAAGCUUAGAUCAAAUAAGAUAUUUGCCAACUCGACACAGCUGGCAAGCAUAGGGUAUUCAAGUAUUUGCAACUUGCCUGCAAAAAGACUUCCAAAUUGUGCAUAAAUAAAGCAGCCUCCUUCUUUCUAGACUGCCGUACCGCACCAGCUGGCUUCUGCUCCAUUUGGUGAUCCUUUUGGAAACCCGUUUGCGUAAGCUUGAUAGGUAAGUGUCUCUUAGAGGGGUGGCUGUUGAUCCUGAACCUGACACGAUCUAAAAAAGGCAAAACAGGGGUCAUGCUAGGAGGUAAAAGAGGCAACUGUGUGGAGAGUCAAUGUGGGUUAGCAGUUAGAGUUUUGAGCUGGGAUCUGGGAGACCAGGAUUCGAACCACCACAAUUGGUGUUGUGUCAUUUAAGGCUUUAUAAAUGUUGGGACCGUGAGCUCCUUACAUUGCACACAGAUGUGAACAGGCUACCAAAGUCACAACUCUGGCUGUACCAAUGGACAUUCUAGUGGCUGAGUCCUGCACUAAAGGGCAGUCCCAAAGCAUUAUAGAAAACCAGCUGUGAGGUCAUCUGAGCAUGGAGCUAUGGUUUGGUUACGCCAUCCACAAAUGGUGGUAGCAGGCAAGCCAGGUCAGCUGGUGAAGGAUCAAGAAGCACCCAGAACAAAAUAUGUAUACUGCUUCGGUGGAGAGUAAGCCUUGCCCAGAGCAGGAUGGACACCAGUUUUGGUCCUUAAUGUUGCUCAGUAGGGAUAUGGUGCUAGGUAAGGAGAUGGCUAUUAGCUCAGAAGAUCUGGUUCGCAUGUGAAUGGUCUUUGGUUCAGUCCCCAGCAUCUUUAGGUAGGCCUGGAAAAGAUUCCUUCCUGGAAACCUAGAGGGCAGCUGCCAGACUGUGUAGAAUAUACUGCAGUAUCUGGACCAAUGGUUGUUUUUUAAAAAUUAUUAUUAUUAUUAUUAUUAUUAUUAUUAUUAUAAAUAAAUAAUUUAUUUAUACCCUGCCCAUCUGGCUGGGUUUCCCCAGGCAAUCUGGGUGGCUCCCAACAGAAUAUUAAAAACAUGAUAAAACAUCAAACAUCAAAAAACUUCCCUAAACAGCGCUGCCUUCAGAUGUCUUCUAAAAGUUAGAUAGUUGUUUAUUUCCUUGACAUCUGGUGGGAGGGCGUUCCACAGAGCAGGCGCCACUACUGAGAAAGCCCUCUGCCUGUUUCCUUGUAACCUCACUUCUCGCAGUGAGGGAACUGCCAGAAGGCCUUCGGCGCUGGACCUCAGUGUCCGGGCAGAACGAUGGGGGUGGAGACGCUCCUUCAGGUAUACUGGGCCGAGGCCGUUUAGGGCUUUAAAGGUCAGCACCGACACUUUGAAUUGUGCUUGGAAACGUACUGGGAGCCAAUGUAGGUCUUUCAGGACCAGUGUUAUAUGGUCUCAACAACCACUCCCAGUCACCAGUCCAGCUGCUUAAGUAGUUUCCUACAUACUAUGGUUAUAACAACAUCCAGUGCUAUCUUCAUACCAGCCAUUUACAGGACUACUAUAUUCCGAACCACAUAGUCCAAAAGCACCCCAGCAAAAAAAAAGUGAUGGUAAAGAUUGACUUUUUGCAUGCUGCUGCUGCUGUAUCUACUCCUAUUUGCACAUCCCAUUCUUACCCAUUACUUUUCAGUAGUUCCACAUAGCAAACCCCAAGAGAGCAAGUUUCAUGUGACUCAGCCCAGUGGUGCUAACCAUCUCCCUCUCGUUCUCUUGACCCAGGAAUGAGUGCAAACCAGCAGAGGAAUAA
Podarcis lilfordi (Lilford's wall lizard) is the source of this 55777-nucleotide messenger RNA. The record is from the annotation of a GenBank genome assembly. Lineage: Eukaryota; Metazoa; Chordata; Lepidosauria; Squamata; Lacertidae.